This is a messenger RNA of Podarcis lilfordi (Lilford's wall lizard), 70724 nucleotides long. The record is from the annotation of a GenBank genome assembly. NCBI's taxonomy places the organism in Eukaryota, Metazoa, Chordata, Lepidosauria, Squamata, Lacertidae.
CUUCCGCCAGGAGCUGACACGCAAGCGGGGCGGAGGGGCGGGGCGUUGCCGUAUGACAGCGGCCGCUUUCCCCCUCCCAAGAUGGCGGAUAACCUGCCCUCGGAGUUUGAUGUGGUGGUCAUAGGAACGGGUAAGGGCGGGGUGGGUAGGGUUGCGCGCGUGUAUAUGUAACGUGGGAAUCAGACGUGGCUGGCGGGUGGCCGGUCUUUGGGAAGUGAGAAGCUGGAGUGAGUAUGGAGGAGAGAUGGGCUUUGGGGCAGCAGGAAUGAGGGGCACAGGGGAGACCCCGGCCCCAUUUUACCUGCCCUCCGUUGCCCCUUGCCUUUUCCCUACCUUACGUCCCUUUCCCAAUGGUGCAGCCUAUUCAGAAGUAAGGGCAACUAGUGGAGGCUCGCUCCAAGGUAAGUGGGGUUAGGAUUGCAGCCCCAUCUUCCUAAAAACAGAGUAACCUGUUUUAAGAAAUGCCUGUUCACAGGAUUUUACAGUUGGAAGGAACUCUGAGGGUCAUCCAGUCCAACCCUCUGCAGCGCAUGAAUCUGAAAUACUGUAAAGCCUCCAUGACCAUCCAAACUCUGCUUGAAAACCUCCAAGGAGAGUCCACCACCUCGCGAGGGGGUCUGCUCUACUGUUCAUGUAAUCGGCUUUGGUAGAUUCAGGGAAAGCCCCUUUCAGUUCAUUAAAUAUAGGGCUUCUCAAAUACUUCAACUUUCCUGCCUGUUUGAUAUCAUUAUUGUUACUUAUCCAAUUUAUGCCCCACCCUUCAUCCCAAAGUAACAAUCAGAUAGGAGUAUCUGAGAAUAAACCUUGGUUUGUUUUUGGCUUGUGGUCAGCGUUCAGGUGACAUGGCAAGCCAUAGUAUUGGCUUGUUUGUGAAAUUAUUAAACUUGUUUAAUGAAUAAAUUUUAUUAAAUACCACCCUUCAUUCGCAGAUCUCAGGGCAGUUCACAACAUAAAAAUGCAGUCGUAGAGCCGCACAGGGAGUCACUCUCACAAUUAAACCAUAGUUACUGUGUUGUUAAGGCUACGUCAUAGAAUCAUGGCAUUGGAAGGGACCUUGGAGGUCUCUAGUCCAACCCCUGCUUGAUGCAGGCAUUUAACUACAGCAUCUCUUACAGAUGGCCAGCCAGCCUCUGCUUAAACACCUCCAGCAAAAGACAGCCAUUGUCAAACAGCUCUUACUUGGUAUAAUUCCUAUGCUGAAUACAGUAUAAUUAUUAUUAGUAAAAAUAAUAAUUUGCACACCACCUUAUGAGUUGUGCAAUGAAGUCCUUGUGUUCACUUUCACAAGGUGGUUAAUUGUUUUUGAGGUUUGGUUGUGGUGGUUGUGUGUCCGUGUGUUUCUAAAUAGGGUUUUAAAAAACCUUUUCAUGAUGCAAUAAGGCAAAAAGAAACCAAUCUAAAUAAAAACCUAGACAGAGAAAAGAAAAUGCAGAGUCUUCCCUCAAAAGCAACGCUUAACCUUUGUCUCACACAGAAGGUGGUGUAGCCUCCCAGCUCUCACUUGGAGCUUUUUCUUCUUCUCCCAGUCUCUCACCCUGGGAGUUCUUUGCUUCCCUGCCUCUCACCCAGGGUACCUCCACCAACCAUCUGGGUUUUUGUGGUUGUCUUUACAAAGAAGAAACUGAAGCUGAAAACAAGCUGCUUGCUUCCAUGUACCCACACAUUCUACAGACAAGCAAGGUUUUGAGCUAGUGUUGUCCACCUCCCUUUCUGCAGGGCCUCCAAGUCUUGUUAUGAGCAAAAGCAGGUGAAGCUUUUUCCUAGCCUGCAGAUGAAGUGAUGGAAAAGUCUUUACCAGCUGAAAUUCUGAUUGUUGUGACAUUGCAUAGGAGUCAUGCCAGAAGUAAAAUUGGCAAUCCCAGUAGUACAUGAGACUCUUAAUCUCAGGUUUGUAGAUCUGAGCCCCAUAUUGGGCAAAAAGAUUUCUGCAUUGCAGGGGGUUGGACUAGAUUGCCCUCUUGAUGCCUUCCAACUCAACAAUUUUAUGCUUCUAUGAAUCCCAGUUAACUCUUGCUGACCAUGGCCAGAGGUUGUAUAUGAAGGAUAUAGGUUCACCUAGUGUUCACUUCUCCCCUGGCCUCCUCCCCCAUAUGUUUUUUUCUUCUGUAUCAUAGCUGCUUGUGCAUCAGACCCUAACAAUCUCCUUCCUCUCACCCUGGCUUCUUAUUCAUUUAAGAUUCUCUGUUGGAUCUUGAGAGAAUGCAUUGUCCCUUAUGUACCCGGUAAGCCACUGCAGUCUUCAGGAGAGCUUCUCCUUCAAGUUUCAAAGAUAUUGGAAGCCCACUCCACAGUAACAUGGAGCAGGGCUUUCACUGUGGUUGCCCUGUUCUGUGGCAUGACAUUCCUGUUGAGAUAUGACAGGUGUCUCCCAUCUACACUUUCUGGAAACAAUUAAAGACAUUUUUGCUCUGACAAGCUUUCUCAGCUGGAUGAAUAGGUAUCUGCUAUAGGUGUCCACUUUGUAUUGUUUCUUUUUUUUUAAUCUUCUGUUAUUUUUGGUGCUGUUUUUAUUAUAUUUUUGUGCCUCAUAAUGUGGAAGGUGAUUAAUGAGUAGCAACAACAAUAUUCAGUCCAUGAAAGCUAAUGCCAUAAUGAAUUGAAUUUUGUGUGUGUGUGUGCGUUUGGAUGGAGACGUUCUGUUAAUACUUGUGCUCUGUGUAUAUCAAAUAACUGCUGUAUGCUGAAUGUAUUAAAAAUAAUGUUCCACAGCAGACUUUUCCUCACCUUCCAAAUAGUCCUGUGUGGUUGGUAGGUAUGUUGGUCAUAAUGCUUCCCAUUUUAUGAAUUUGGGCCUGAAGUUGGGAGAUAAAUGACACAGAAGAGAUCUUGCAUGCCGUCUAGUCCAGCUCCCUGCUCGGUACAGGAAAUCCAGAAGUUAGACAGCUGUUAUUUGGGGAUGCUCUAGCUUUCCCCGAAUAUUUCUGUGGGGGAGAGCCCACCAUUUGCCUGGGUCAGCAGUGGAGAACUUUAGCCUAGGGAAGUGAAUGCAGCCUUCCAAACGUUCCUCUGUGACCAGUGGUCAAGUAUAAUGGGAGUUGUAGUCCAACAACAUCUGGAGGGCCACAUCUCUGGGACAAAACAUUGGCAUUAGACCAGCGCUUUCUCAGGUGCUUCAGCUGCACUGGUUGUAUCCAGUUAAGUUCUACUUGGAGUGAACCCAUUGAAAUUAAUGGACCAAAGUUAGUCCUGUUCAUAAAUUUCAGUGUGUCUGCUCUGAGUAUGAUGAACAUUAAAUAUAACCCCAAGUCGUUUAGGACUUUGUUUACUAAUAGCAGCAUCACAGUUGAGCUUUGCCUCCUACCCAGUCCUCGGCUCUUGGCAGAAAGUAAACAGUGCCAAUGAGAAGCCUUCGUCUGGCACCUCCAAGCCUUUCUCUCUGACCCUCAGAACUCUCCCCAGGGAAUGCCUCCUUUACAUAUGGAGAGAUGUACAUGUAGAAGCCUCUGACUUUUAUGUAGUUGGAAUGUAGCCUAUAGUGUAAAGAUAAGAGUCAGAUAUGUUGCCUCACUCAGCACUGACAUGUGGCCCCCAGAAGGAUGCCUGCUAGGAAAUGUGGCCCUCUUUACCUUGUUGGUACAUUGGUACCACCAAAGUGUUUGUUACUCUAGUUUAAAUAAGGAUGCUUGUAUUAGUACGGACUUGUGAAUAAGCUGCCAGAAGUAACUAGCCUGUGAAAUACAGUGGUACCUUGGUUUAAGGACAGCUUAGUUUAUGAACAACUUGGAUUAAGAACGCUGCAAACCCGGAAGUAGGUGUUUUGGUUUGUGAACUGUGCCUUGGAAUAAGAAUAUGUUCUGCUUCUUGUCGUGUGUGUUCCAUUUGUAAAUUGAAUCCCUCCGCUGCUAUGGGAAAGCACACCUUGGUUUAAGAACUCUUUGGUUUAAGAACAGACUUCCGGAACUGAUUAAGUUCAUAAACCAAGGUACCACUGUAUGUAUACACUAGUUUGCUGGGGACUGGCAGAGGAUGGAUGGAGAAUUCUGCCCCCUGGCUGCCCUCUGUGUUUCUUGUUUGUUGCAGAGGAGGGAGGUAGUGUUCUGCCCCUUCCCUCCCAGCCCUUUCACUCUUAUAUAUGGAAUUUCAUACAGUUGCCUUCACUCAGUUCCUUGUCGCCUAUGGCUUAAAUACAAGGUAAUAUUGUGAUCAGUGGGCUGAUUAGCUCCAGCUGCAUGCUUCUGAAAGUGUUUGUGUUUUUCACUAUUGAAUGCUACUGUCAGAUAUUGUAGCUCAGGAAGAGGGAACUUUUUUCUCAGUCUGAGAGCCACAUUCCCUUUUAGGAGCUGUGUGCUGGGGGUAGGCAGACCCAGAGGCAAAAAUGGGCAAAACAGUGAAUGCGAAUUUCCCUAUGUACAGAAGGUUAGUUUCUACAAAUUCACAUAUCCCUCCUCUGAUCCAAGGAUGCAUUGUAGCCAGGCAGAAAAAAUCAAGGAGAGUGCAAGCCAGGGCUCGUGAAGGUAGUGGCUCAGUGUGUGUGUGGCCUGGGGCAGCACUGGGACCUUAAGACUUGAGGUUCCCCAUUCCUGUUCUAGCUCACAACACUAGUUGACUUUGGGACAUAAAUAGAUAAUUCCUAAAUGCAGCCUUUUAAGUAGAGUUUGAUGGGACUCAUUGGGGAGCUAAGUUUGGAUUCUGAGAGUGAAAAACUUUUAAACUCUAGGGCUGUAGGUUGAAAAUGCAAGACCUGUCUUCAUUCUGUAUUUUCCCUGUUUGGUUUUAGCAUUGUUUGUUUCUUGUGGUAUUAAUAAAUCACACAACCCCCUCAUGAAAUUUUGGGUAGUAUUCACCAUACCAUAUGGUGAAUCAUGAGGUAAUAUGCAGAAAGGGUGAGAGAAUGGCAGCAUGUGUGAUGGCAUUUGUUGUUGUGUUACUGCUGAAAUUUAAGUAGUGUAAGAGGAACACUUGUGUCUUGGUUCUCACUGAAUGAAGAACUUGAACUCAGAUUGUAGGUAUGAAUACUGUAUAUAAAUUCCUAUUUGCUGAAAUUGGUACAUAGUAAAAAGAAGAAGCAAGAGUUAGAAGACACAGUAGGUUCCAUGCAAAGCCAGUUAAGCUAAGAUGUUGAUCCAGUAAGUGACAUGCCCCAUGCAAUUCCAUUAUAUAGGAAUGGGGCAGGCACAACUUGGUGCUGCAAAUCAGGCUGUUCCUUGGACUGGGCAAGCAAACAAACACUCCUUGGAGAAGGCUGAGCCUGCAUUGUCUGGUCAUGCCUACUCUGGCUUCUCCACAAUCUAGACGACAGAAGAGGCAUUAGCAACACUUCUGGAGCAGAUGUGGCAGCAGGCUCCUCUUGGGAAAGUAAGCUGGGGGCAGGCCCUCGUAGUUCUGGAGGUAAAGCCAGAUUCGGAGUUGAAGUUGGCUUUGAAGCCGCUGACAAGAUGAGUGCGAAGCACCGAGGUAGAUGACAGGGAGACAGAACGGGGCGUGGAGAAGGCAUCCCACUGUAUCCCUCCCCAGAGCCCUCCUCCCUUGAUGCCUUCUUAAUAUUAUGUGACUAUGAUAUGACCAGCUCUGUUCCUCUGGGUCCAUCCCCAGUUGUCCAUGGUUACGCCUACCCUUCACCCUGAUCUGACCGUCUUCUCCAGCACAGGAACCACAGCUUGAAAUGAGGACAAGAGUCCUAGCAUUAUAACCAGUAAAACUAAACUGCAAAUCUGUUAAGUUAUCAGAUAAAACACAUUCCCUUCUGAAAAGAGUUUGGGUUCUCUUUCCUUGUGCCGGAGUCAAUCUAUUCCCCCCUCUUUUUCUGUCUCUGAAAAAGAAGUUAUUCUUUAAAAAAAAAAAAAAGAGUCACUGUAAAUUUCCUGGUUCCAUGCAUUUCCCCCCUCUUUUCUUUUUCUAGUCUUCUCUAGUUAUAAAUAACACAUGAAAUGACUUUCAAGGUAGAAAGCAGGGAUCCAUUUUGAAAUAUUCUAUAAAAUAAAGAGUGAUUUAUGGCUCCAUAUGAUUUUGGCUGAAAGCAUUUGGGCUUUGCCCAGUCAUCAAAGUCCUGUCAGGGGAAUCUAUUAUUUAUUGUUCGAUAUGCCGGGAGUGGUGGUAGUACUUUAUUUUAUGUUUAUCUUAUGUAAGUAUAGUGUUAAGAAAAAUCAAUUCCAGAUACUAAUACAGUUUUAAAAAUCUAUUGUGGCAAACUAACCAAAAGAUGAGGUACAAAGUGAAACAUUGGGGGCGCCGGUUUUAGCUCCGUGCAAAACACACACACACUCUCACACACACUUUAUGUCACACAUACACAACCUUAAAUGUUUUGAUUACUACUGAAUAUUUGGGUGCAUGAUCUUCCUCAGUUUCAUCAUAAUGCAUUUCCUGCUGUAAUGUUUUCAUAGUUCAGUUUUUUGUAAGCAAGUGGGCUUCAUUUUAUGCAAGCAAAUAUUUAAGCAUCUGGCACAGGGUGGGGGGUGGGGAACUCUCAAAACUAGAUGGUGUGAACUUGUUUUUCAUAUUGCCAUACAGCUAUUUUAUUCAAUGCCAUACAGAUUUGUAAGCUUCUGAAGUAGGUUAUUGGCUUAAGUUGUAGCUCUGCUUGCUUGUGAUGCAAGGUUAGCUAAAAUUCCAUGGAGAUGGUUGGCAGGGGUGAGGAAAUCUGUGGCUCUUCAUUUGUUGCUGGAAUACAACUCCCAUCAGCCCUAGCCACUGGCCAUCCUGACUGGGGCUGAUGGGAGUCCAGCAACAUCUGGAGAGCCACAACUUCCCCAUCCCUGAGCUAGAAUUGAGGCACAUUAAUCCUGGAGGCCUGAAAAAGAUUUGCCACUUUGUUGUAGGGCUCACCAUGAAGAUUUUAUAAAAAAGCGUUGGGGAAGCUGUGGCCCUUCAGAUGUUGCUAGGUUCCAGCUCCCUUCAACCCCCUCCAGCAGCACCAAUGAUAUGGGGGGAUAUGAGUUGCAUUCCAACAACAUCUGGAGGGCCACAGUUUUGCCAACCCUGUGUUACAGAAUAAUGGAAAUGUUUCUGUGGCGCAGUGGUUCAGUGUGCUUGGCUGUUAAGAUUGGUGGUUUGAGCCCACCCAGGGAUGGCUGUGGGCAGGAAUUUAUAAGGAAAAAGGUGCAAUCCCAGGUGCUCUGUUGAAUUUUGAGCCCCACGUUGGGCAAAAGAUUCCUGCAUUGUAGGGGGUUGGACUAGAUGACCAUAGUAACCCCUGCCAACUCUACUGAACUAGGAUUCUACUGAACCAAAUCAUAUUAGAGCAGCAAAGGAGUCAGUUCUCUAAAGUUAGCAGGAAUAUCUCACUUGCAGAGCCACAGUCAGUGUUUUCUUUUUUGGGGGAAGGGGGGUCCAUUGUGUAAACCAGUUUUCUGUUUGGCAUACUACCCGUUUGCAGGAUCCCUUUCUCAAUCUACCUUUUGUAGUGUGGGAGAUGCUGCAGAUUAAUGCCUUCUGGGCUGUGAAAAUAACAUCUGAUGCCCUGAGGCAGCCCUGGUGUGCACUGAACCUGGCACGGGGGCACCCCAUUACAGCUCUGUGGGUCAGGAAGAGUGUUUAGUGCAGUGGCCCCCACAUUGCUAGGGUGACAAGACAAGGAGUACUCAGGUGGAAAAGGGCUGAGGUCUUAGGAACUGCAGUUUGUUAAGAGUGUUGGGAAUUGUAGCUUUAUGAGGACCCCCUAACAACUCUCAGCAUACUUAACAAACUACAGUUUUCUGGGGAAGUCAUGGUGUAACAGAGCUUUAACUGGUUGUUAAUUAGUGCUCACAUUGGUGUGUAAAGCCCUAAAUGACUAAAGUCUCAAAUACUUGAAAGAGCAUCUUCUUCCCUACAGAUCCUCUUGGGCACCAAGAUUUGCAGAGGGUAGUUUCUCUGCCCUCACCUGGGAAAGGGCCUUCUAUGUGGCAGCCCCUAAGCUGGGGAACUUCUUCCCCACACAGGUGCAUCUGUCUCUUUCAUUAUACAGCUUUCAGUGAAUGCUGAAGACAUACCAGUUCACCCUGGCUUUUGACACUUGAGAUGUGUAUUUUUUGGACCUACCUUAUUUUUGUUCAUACAGUGUUAUAUUAUGCUUUAAUAUUAAUGCUGUGUUUUAAUUGUAGCAACCUGCCCUGAGAUCUUCUGGUGAAGGGUGGGUAAUAAAUUGUAGUAGUAGUAGUAAUGAUGAUGAUGAUGAUGAUGAUGUAUGGUGUCAGUGUGACCCCUGACCACAACAGGUGCUUUUUGGGUUUUUUGGUCAGGUUGGAGUUGCAGUACCUUGGAUAGCUCCAAGCAGACCUUCUAUGCUCCUCUGAGGCUCCACCCACUUCCUGAUGAGCAAUCCUCCAGCCUAGCACUCAGUUGCCUCUCAGUCAGCUCCUGCAUUGUAUUGUCUGUUCUGGCAAGCAGGCACUGGGGUGCAUGGGGCCUAUGGUGUAAAAGGAGCUGGUUCUUCCGGGAAUCCCAGUUUAUGUGUCUCUGGCUUAAGAUGCUCCUGACUGGCAGGCUCACUGUGAGUGUCUGGACUCAGCACCUUUGGGGCUUCCACCACUGGUGACAUGCCCCAGCAUGUUGAGAACCUGGCAUGCUAAGUAAAGUCAUAGCAUCUUCUUGCCCACUCACUAUGUGGAAAAGCACCCUUUGCCCCUUUUCCACAUUCACUGUUUGCUUAACUUUGUUUACCAACUCGGCCCCGAACACACUGACCAGAUGCUUGGAAGCUGUGGCUGGAUGGUUUCGUGGGAGCCGAUUGAGACUAAAUCCUUCAAAGACAGAGGUCCUAUGGCUGGGUUGGGGUGGUAUGGGGAUGAGGGACCAACUCCCAUCUCUUGCGGGGGCCCAGUUAGUGCCAUUGCCUUCCGUUAAGAGUUUGGGUGUAAUCCUUGACGCCUCCCUUUCCAUGGAGGCGCAAGUUACAGCAACAGCCAAGGCGACAUUUUUCCACCUUUGCCGCAUCAAGCAGUUGGUCCCUUACCUUUCCCGCCCUGACCUGGCCAUAGUGAUCCAUGCAACGGUCAUCUCCAGGCUUGACUACUGUAAUUUGCUCUAUGCGGGGCUGCCCUUGAAGCUGACCCAGAAACUCCAGAGGGUGGAGAAUGCUGCAGCGAGGCUCCUCAUGGGGUCUCUGCCAUGGGAGCAUAUUCACCCAGUGCUUUUCAAACUGCACUGGCUCCCGGUGGAGUACAGAUUUAAGGUGCUGCUUUUGACCUUUAAAGCCCUUCACGGCCUAGGACCCUCGUACCUACGGGACUGCCUCUCCCGGUAUGCCUCACGGAGAGCCUCAAGGUCCAUAAAUAGCAACACCCUAGUGGUCCCGGGCCCCAAGGAAGUUAGAUUGGCUUCAACCAGAGCCAGGGCCUUUUCAACUCUUGCUCCGGCCUGGUGGAACGCUCUGCCUCAUGAGACCAGGGCCCUACAGGAUCUGAUUUCUUUCUGCAGGGCCUGUAAGACAGAGUUGGUCCACCUGGCCUUUGGCUUGGAGCCAAUUUGAUUCCCUCCCUCUCUUUCUUUUUUCCUUUCCUUCUUCUCCUGCGAUGAGGCUACAUUUUAAUAUUUUAAUGUUUCAAUAUUUUAAUGUUGUAUUUUAAUUUUCUUUUUAAGUUGUAAUCAUUCAACUUGUUUUUAUUAUUGCUUGUAAGCCUCUCUGAGCCCAGCCUUGGCUGGAGAGGGCGGGGUAUAAAUAAAAAAUAUUAUUAUUAUUAUUAAUCCUUUCCUGUUCAUCUAGAGGCCGUGUCCAUGGUGAGCAGCUUGCUGCACCAGCAUACGGGCAUUUAAUAAACUUUGUUUUCAGUACCAUGAUCAUAUGUUUGAGUCAUACAGUGUUGGCUGCCUUUGGUUAGGACAGCAAUGGAGUGAUGUAUAAGACAAAUCUGAGGCCUGAAUUAUCAGUUGUUUAAACAAUAUACCAGUGAUAUUAUGACUACCUCUUCUCGAUCAGACUUUGAAUCUGCAACUUCCAGGCUCAUCGCUAAAUAUUUAAAAUGCUUCUUGGUAAUGUUUUAAGUCAAAGCUCUUUAGACGAACUCAAAUUUAGUUGGAAGGUUGCCCCAUCCCAAAUUGGAAAAGGGUAAUUUUGCCUCCUUUUCCUUUACAGUUGCAUCCAGCAUUCAUUUCCUAGAUUAUAAACUGCUGCCAUUUUAUUAAUAUUACUUUCAAAUCUGACAGCAAAAAGCCUUUUAUAUUAAACCAGUAAAAUAGCUCAUAGGGAGGGUGGUUGUUACUUGAUUACAGAUGGUGAUUUUGAAAUCUUGGUAUGCAUUGCUUUAAGAUUUAAAGGUAUUUGAAAAGCUCGCGUAGCCAAACAAGCAUAAACUACAGGCGUUGUCUGUUGCAAUGCACCAUUCCGAGAUACCGGCAAUGUGUCAACGAAAGUAGCUGGAAGCUUUGCCCAAAUAGUGUUUCUUCAAUGGAAAUCAAUAUGCUAAUUGGUUCAUAGAACUGGGGACACUUGUGUAAGUUUGAAACACUGCUAAAGGAAAAAGGAUCCUGGCUUGUGGUGUGAAACUCCCAAUGCCUCCAGAAUUGUCUACUAGGCAAAAUAAACUUUCAUCUAUUCCUAGUAUAGCAAUCCUUUUUCUCCUCCCCACCCUGGGGUAAAACCCAAGUGUUAAAACGGUGUUCCAUCACAACAAAACAGCCAUUGAUGUUGGGAACUUGCAUUGAACCUUCAUAACUCCCCCCCUCCCUUUUGCCAGCUGAGAUUAAAUCUUCCACUAUCUGUCAAAAAGGUAGGCCUUAAAAAUGACUAAAAAGUUGCUGAAAGUCUGAAUUUCUACCUUAAGGGCACCUGAAGAUAUGAAAUAGAUUAGAAUGCUUCCUGGUUUCAUACCGAUUUCUGAUCUUGUUAUGAAGUCAUUUUGCUGAACUUGCGUAAAGCUCAUCUACAAGGCUUCGGCUUGGUCUUCUUUAUGGUCUUACGUGAUAGACAGCUUUGGUGUCGCUUUCCAUUACAGUGCAGAAGCAAAAGCAACCCUGUUAUGUGCACAUAGAACAAGGGUGAGGAACCUUGAGCCCUGGGACCAAAUGCAGCCCUCUGGACUGCUUUAUAUAGCCCUUGGGACUGAGCUUCCCCUUGCAGCACCCUUCACCACUCCUGCUCUGUGGUCUUCUUGAGUGCUUCUGCCUGGCUGGAAUGUGUGCCUAAAGGUGGGGGAGAAGAGGUAAACAGGAAUGGAAAAGAGAACUUUAAAAUAUUAGGGGGAAAAACCCAUUAAAAGCUUCACGAUUCCUUCCUCUGAAUGUAGGGAGGAUGUGCCAGAAGGGGCAGCUCUCAGCUGGUCUGGUAUAACAGUGGUGCCCAUUUCUCCCUCCCUUACAGGUUUGCCUGAAUCUAUCAUAGCAGCCGCAUGUUCAAGAAGUGGCCAGCGGGUUCUCCACGUGGAUUCGUAAGUCUUCUAACUAAUUGCCAUCUUUUGUUACAUGUUGUGGGACUUAAUGCUUGUCUUUUUGGCAUAACAGAUUGUGGUUUCACCUUGUGAUCACUAAACAACAUAUUAUCUGAGACACAUUCCCCUGGAAUGAGUUUAAAUAUCCCCCUUUUCUGCAGUUUACACUGGAGCUUUUGGGUGAGAUUCCCUCACCCCUUUCAGUAUCUCAUUGGUUGUGUGGGACCUUGUGAUGAAUGAUGAAUAAGAAAUACUUUAAAUAAAUAAGUAGGAAAACAUGGACUCUCAUAUUUCAGUUGUUCACCUCUUCCAGGAAUGAGAACAUUUGCGGGAGAGUGUGUGAGAGCCUGCAAAUCUCUUCUUAGCCAUGGUAUUAGCUUGUGAGGGAAUAACAACUGAAUAUCACCCUUCUCUGAAUUGAGACUGGCAGAGGAUUGGUAGGAAGGCUCAGACAUAGGCAGCAGCUAACACUAUUUUACAUGUUCUUGAAUACACUUAAAAUAGCCUUCUGAUUUCAAAACUGUGCAUGUAUUUUCAGUGAAUAAAUCUAUUUAUAUACCGUUAUUCCUAAAGAAUAUCAGAAUGGUUUACAACAAUUGUACAUAUAAAGCCAUGCAGUAAAAACACUAUAAAAGGUUACUGUCAAAAAUGGGCUAACUAUUGUGGAAAUAUGAUUGCUUAAUUGCCUGCAUAAGCCUGAUGGAAUAGAGAGGUUUUCAGCAGGUGUUUAAAAGGUGGCACAGAAGGUGCCUGUUGAAUCCCUGUUGGAAGAAUAUUUCACAGUACUGGGCCAGUAGCUCUACAGGUUCAUUUUAUUAUUGUCAAUCGAGCCUCAACAACUCAGUGAACAACCAACAAUGCUCCUGCAGUGAUUGAGCUGGGAUAACGGUUAAAUCCAGUCAAAGGCAACUAUGGGGUUGCAGCGGUCAUCACACUUUUCAGGCCAAGGGAGCUGGCGUUUGUCCACAGACAGCUUUCUGGGUCAUGUGGCCAGCAUGACUAAAAUGCUACUGGUGUAUGGAGGACUGUGAUGAGUACUAGAGUGCAUGGAAACACCAUUUCCCACUCCAGUUGUAUCUUUUUAUCUACUUGCACUGGUGCGCUUUCAAACUGCUAGGUUGGCAGGAGCUGGGACAGAGCAAUGAGAGCUCACCCCAUCGCGUAGAUUCAAACUGCCAACUUUCUGAUCAGCAAGUCCAAGAGGCUUAGUGGUUUGGACCACAGCGCCACCCGUAUCCCUUGAUUGAGCUGGGAUAUAAGGAUUCAGGCAUAACUUGUUCAGGGCUUUGUAAAUUGAUACAAGGAACUUGAAGCUGGCUGAGUAGUAGAUGGGCAGCCAGUGCAGAUGCUUUAACAAUAGUGUCACAUGUUGUUUGCCAGAUACCCCCAUCAGAAAUCCAUAUGCUACAUUCUGCUCCAGCUGGAGCUUUCAAACCAGGCCGAAGGGCAGCCCCAUGUAAAGUGCAUUGCAGCAAUCCAACUUUGAGGUUACCACCGCACGAACUACAAUGAUCAGGCUAUCCCUGUCCAGGAAUGGUCACAGCUAGUGAACCAGGCUAAGUUGGUAAAAUGCACUCAUACCCACAGAGGGUACUUGGGCCUCUAAUGACAAAGAUGUAUCCAGGAGUAUCCCCCCCCCCCCAAGCUACACUCUUGCUGCUUCAGAGGGAGUGCAACCCUAUCCAGAACAAGUGGUUUUCCAAUCUCCUGGUAAAUGAGAAAUGGACUUGGAAAAAUGUAUUAAGAAUUGUCAACUGUCUAAAGCACUGUCUGAACACUUUGAGUAAGUAAAACGUAUCUAAUAAUUCUAAUCUUCUAUUGAAAUGCAGCUUACAAUGGGAUGUUUCCCCCUCCCGUUACAGUAGCUAUGUGUUUUGAGUCCUUCCAGAUCAAAUGGCAUAAAACACAUUUCCCACUUUCAUUUAUACUGGCUGGACAGCUACCUGUUGCUUCUAAGAGCGAUUGCAAGACAGGGAUAGGCCUCCAUCAAUAAAUAAAACUAAAAUUUGGAGAAAUAAAAGAUGAAAACUACCAGUUGGAUUUGCUCCUCAAAAUUUAAAUCCAUAAAUCCUAAACAAUAUUCUUGGGUGUUAUGGCAUACGAGAAGGAGGAAUGGAAUAUUGGUCCCACUUGUAAAUCUGAUCCUCGCUAUGCUGUGUAAACUUUAAAUCUCUCCUUUCUGAUAGGAGUUAGAUAGAAAGCAUAAUGGGAGGGGGGCAGCGAGAAGCUGUGAGUCAAAUGAAACUUUUGAAGUACUUUGUGUGCCAGUGCUGCCUGGAUUCAUUACCCUGGGUGGAUCUUAUUACUUUUAAUCUCCUGCCACUGUUUUGCGUUUAUCAUAAUAUACCGCUUAUGUGAUGAUGGUAGAUGGUCUGAAGUGGACCAUUAUAAACCACUGAGUAGCACCUCUGUUGAUUUAUAAACACUGCCCAAGCAUCCCCCAUCAAGAACAGCUAAUCUUAUUCAAAAUAGUCACUGCCAUUGCAGCCUGGCCAUAAAUUCCGGUAGUCAUGUUUUAAAACCAAAGUUAGCUUCUGCCAAAUUGUAAUUGAAGGGGGCUCUAUUUCUGGGUGCUAGCUAUCCGUCUCAAUAAAAUGUUUUUGAAAAAAAAAUGUGGUUCUUUUUCAGAGAGCUACAUUUACUGUAGAUAUUAAUGAGCUGUUGACGUGUGAAAUUUCAAGGAUAGAUGCUAAGUGAUUUAGAAAAGUAAUUUGCAAUUCGGAACGUGAGACUUGGCAUUGACUUUAAAUUUGAAGUUGUGAAAGUUGAGAAUUGAAUGCAGUUGUGAAAGCGAUUUGUUUAUGCAUGAAGAUCUUUCUUCCUAGUGACCUCCCUCCUCCCCUCCCCUCCCCCUCCCCCAAAUGUUCUUGUUUUAGGGGACUUUGCUCUUGUUCGUAAAUUCUGGAUGCAUUGGUGGAAUAACCAAAGCAAAGGGAAGGCAGCAUAUUUCUUCAGGUUGUCUAUUUCGUGUCUGACAGUAAAAUUUGGUUUAUGAGUCUAAUCAUUUUGUCACAGUACAAAGAAAUAAGCUGUUGAACUAGGGAUGUAAAACCUCCAGAAAAUUUGAAGCUUAGGGUGGGGGAUUUCUUCCUAGUUCUUUUUGUGGGGGCGCUGGAGAUUUUGGGGAAAAUAUAAACAUAUGCAACACUUUCUUUCUUAUCAAACUUAAACUUAUUACUGCUUUGACAACAUAAAAUGGUUUCUUCAUACCUUAGUUGGCAUAUAAAAUUGUCCUGUUUGGCAUAUUUAUGAAAUUUACAUAGCAGUCUGCAAAAUAUUGCACGCUUUGUUUAGUGGAGCUUACUCCCAGCUAAGUGCACAAAGGUUUGUAACCACAAAGUAAAAAUUGCUUUGGCUCCAACCCUUUAUACACUUACCUAAAUCUAGUUGGAAAACUGGGGGCAGGUGGGAAUAGAUGGAUCCUCCCCACUUACCUUCACUGCUCUCUAGUCAGGUUACUUGUUACAUUCAUAGAAUCAUGGAAUUCUGGAGUUGGAAGGGACCCUGAGGAUCUUCUAGUCCAAAUUCCCUGCAAUGCAGGAAUAGGCAGCUGUCUCACUUUGCUUUUUUAAUCAGUUAAACCAUUUGACAUAAAAGUAAGUUUGGGUAUUACCAAAACCUCAGUAUAGGUGCCUUAGUGAAAUACUAGAUAUAACAGAAUAGUUCCAAGCCAAAUUUAUCCCUCAUUCUUGGAAGGAAAGUCCCUCUUUUUAAUAUUUUUAUUUUCGAUUCAUUGUUGUGGUAGUGUACCGGUUGUAACAUAUGAGGGUGUUUACCCGAAUAGCCACCAUGCCAUGCAAAUCCACCUAGUUAUCUUUGUGGGAGGCUCAAACUUUAUUUUCUCAUUUGUUGGGCAGGGAUAAUCCAUAAAAUCAGCUCUGAUGUAUGAUCAUCCUGAUCUACAUGGCAAAAGCCAUAUGUGGGUCAUGUAGACCAAAUACUAGAAAAGCUCAUCCUGUUCCAAAUUUCUGAUCUUGCCCUUUUUGAGUAGAAGCAAUCACAAAAUGGCUUUUUGGGCACACAUUUAUUCUUACUUAUUCUUACUUCACUGCCACAUUAACUUAGAUGGCAUUAAAGGGGAGAGGGGGUUAGAUAGAUCUGUCUUCCUAGUAUUUAUCAGCAUCUGUUGACUAUGACAGCUACAUGGAACCUCCAUUUGGCCUUGAAUUUCCUCUUCCCUCGUGUGUGUGUAUGGAAAAGCUGAGGAGGUUGGUGGUGAGCUUGCCAGAAGCACCUGAUCUUUUCCUCAGUGGCCACAAUGGUCCAACAGGUUGUUUUUACACUAAAGCUGACCCUGUUCUGCUGCUGAUGUAUGAAAACGAUCAAACGUUAGUAAUUCAUUGUUUCUUUCUUUUUUUUCAGUGAUACGAAAAGUUUAAAGAAAAGUAUGAGGUGUACAAAGAAGCUGACUAGCCCUCAUACCAUUUUGGGAUGCGAUGGCAAUCGUCUGCCCUUCAGAUCUUGUUGAACUCCAAAUCCCAUCAGCCAGCAUGGCCUAUGACCAGGACUGAUGGGAAUUGUAGUCCAACAACAGCAGAAGGGCCACAGGCUCCCUAUAGCCCUAUCUAAUAAGUGCUUCAGCCAAGUGAUUAGUUGAAAUUUAGGAUUAGGCCCAGAAGUCCUUUUACAAUCUUGCCUUAAAAUCUGUUUGACCGGGUCAGUAACAAGAGACAGCUUAUUAAGGUGACAGGAGACAUGCACACACACUCCAGAGAUCAAACAGGGGAGAGACAAAUGCAGGCCGCUCUCUGGAGAAAUCAUAAAGCAACAGCAACUUCUUCUCAGGCAUCAGCAGCCUUGAUUUGUUUUUUCAGGACUAUUACAGCAUCGAGAGGUGUAACUUUCCUAAUUGACAUUUACAAAAGAACUGUUCUUGCCCCCUCUUGCAAGUCUACUGUUAAAUUUGCAUCAGUGACACAGUUCUUUUGACCACACAGUUAUGAAGGUCUCCUGUCUCUGUCAGACAGAAGCGUGCUUCAGAUGUAACACUAAACCAUGGUUCACAUUAUAGAAGCAAGCAUGCACAAGAUUUGGGCUUGCAUGCUUCCAUCCUCUCUUUCCCCAAAUAAUCCAGGGAACUGUGGUUUACCCUUCACAGAGCCACAGUUCUCAGCUCCCUUAAACGAUAGUUCCCAUGAUUUUGGGGGGAAGCCAUGUGCAUUAAAUGUACUUUAAAUAUGUGCAUGCAUAUGCUAAGUGGGAUUUCCUGUGAGCUUGGAUUGGGGUAACCCUUUAGUGCCCUCUGUAACUCCUUGUGCUUCUCUGUGGCAAGCUGAGUACAUUUUGCACAGCACACAAAUGUACACUUAAUUUGAUGCACACUUAAUCCUUUUAUCGGGUCAUAUAACUCAACAUUUCUUCUUGCAACCUGUGUUUUUAUUGUUAAAUGGGGACAAAAAAGCUGUUUGUAGCCAACCUAGUCUGAGUUGCUUCAAGAGGCUCUGUUGAAAAUUUAGAAGCCACAGUGCCCAUGUUUUUCUGUAGUGGCCCUUUCCCUCCAGAUGACCAGGGGCUUUCAGCCUUCUGCAGAUUAGGUAUAUGCUAAUGACAGAAACUAAAUUAAGAGUUGGAAGAAAACCUGGCCCUUCUAUUUUCUCAACUAAAGAGCAGCCUUUGAUGGUGCUGCUGUUCUUGAAUCAUGCAGAGGCACUUGACAGUGGCUAUGCACAGAAGUGCUAGGAAUAUCAUAUCUUAUUCUUUUGUUCUACAAUUGACUCUCUUUUUUGGGGGGUAUCAUUUUUAAGGUGGAAAAAUGCAAAUGUAUUUUCAGAGUGUAUGGGUUUUAUUAAAAGCAGAAACAAAAAGUCACCCCCACACUCAAAAAACAUGCAGCCCAAAAUUCUACCAAUGUUACAUGUAUAUUAAGUAGAAACUGUACACUUUGCUUAUUUGGGAUUGCUAUGGUGUGUUUUUGCUUUUCUUUUAACCUCUUCUGUUCCUGUAUACACAUGGAAGCCAUUUCGGUAGCAGAACUUACUCACUUCAUUUUGCCUGUGAACCAUAAGAUCAGACCCUGUGUUUAUUUCCUGUUUUUAUGUGCUUUUAUACUACUACUUUUACUGACUCUGCAUUGUAUAUUUGCUUUAAUGAUAUUCAUUUUUUUCUGUUGUUCACUGCAAAGAGGUUUUUUAAAAAAUACUAAGCAGUUUGUAAAUUAUGUUUAAAUAAUUGCAAUAGAAUCUUUGCAAAAAUGAAAGCUUACUCCAUUAGCUAUUCUUUUUUUCUUUUCUCUCCCCCUCCCCCUCCCCCAUCUCCACAAUAGAAGACAAUACUAUGGAGGAAACUGGGCAAGUUUUAGUUUCUCUGGAUUAUUGUCUUGGAUAAAAGAGAACCAGGUAAGCAGUAGUGAUUUUGUAUCGUGCUAAAUAUUCAGCCUUUUGGUUAAAAACUUCAGAAAAAAAAUCAUUCAAUAUCUAUUUUAGAAUAUGUAGGUUUUAUCAACCAUGCUAUAUCCCAUAUGUUUUUAUAUCCUUGCAAAAUGUCACCUGCUAUAUCUGAUUUCCAAUUUCUUGCUGUGACUAGUCUGGCUGCAGUAAUCAUUGCUGUUGCAACUUCCAAGUUUUCCUUGUUUAUUGUGCCUUUCAGAUAUUUCAAUAAACAUUUUGGUGUUAAGAUUCUAUUGCUGCCCAGAAUCUCAUUUACAGUCCUCUGCAGCUUCUUUUUAAAACUACAGUAUGAACAUAGGAACCUUCCAGAUCUGUUUACUUCGAACUCUCAUUUCAUAACCACACCCACCCACACCUGCAGGAUACAUAGACUGGAAAAAUUCAGUGUAUGGAAGGGGUCUGGUAUAACCCCUGCUCCUCACACUGCUAAAGAAAGUGAAUUAAAUAUUUAUUUCUCCAACUUCUUAACAUUUAAAUAAAGCCAAAACAUCAUUUACUCAUUUUUUAAAAAAGUUUAAUGAAAUACUUCUGUUCUUUUUUGCAUAUUCUUGAAAGAAAAUGGCUGACCCCUGUGAGGGAAACACCCGCUGGGAAGAACUGAUCCUUGAAAACGAAGAAGGUAUUCCUCUGAACAAGGCAGACCAAACCAUUCAGCAUGUUGAAGAUUUCUGCUAUGCCAGGUGAGUGCUUCCUGUCCUGCACAUAAAUGGUGUAUGUGGAGGCACAUUUUGAACAGGGAAGCCAAUGGGCCAGCUGUGUGAGCUUGCUCCCCCAACUUAGACCCGCUAAAGGAAGGUUUGGGGCUCACUGCUGUGGCCACAGCUGGCUUCAGAGAUGCCACAAGCAGUUUGUUUUAUUUUAUUUAGAAUAGUUGUAGCAUAUCCUUCAUCUAUACAGAUACCAAAGUGGGUUGCAGAACAUAAAUAAAAUCAUAAAAUGUCCAACAAUAAAACACACCCUUAAAAAGAAACAGCUAAAAAUGUAAUUGCAGGCUAAACAAUAUCAGCUUACAAUUCCUGGGCAAACAAAGAAGCUUUAACCUGGUGUUGGAAUGAAGGCAAUUUCUGUGUGUCUGGCAUGUUUGUGAGUGUAGGGCAUUCUGUAAUUGGGGCAUCACUAUAGAUAAGGCUGUCUCAUUCCACUGCUUGACAAGCUUCCUUCAGUAGUGGAGUGUGGAAAAGAGCCUCCCCAGAAGAUCUCAAAGUACAGGCAGGCUUUGAUAGGGAGAGGAGAUCCUUCAGGUAUUUGGAUCUGAAACACCUUGAACUGGACUCAGAAGUGAACAGUGAAAUCCUGUAAAUCCUUUAGACUCGUUGUUUGGCUUCGUAUUGUGUCCAGAAUUUGGCUGACAGAGUGUCUUGCUUCUGGUAAACCACAAGCUAGAACCAAGAUGUAUUCUUGGGUUUAUAGUUUGUGGGUUUUUCCUGGAGGCAUACAUUGAGUUUGGAUAAUGCACUUAACCAAACUGUAGCAUAGCUCAUGGCAGCACACCUGCAAGAAGGCCAGAGGAAGAGCACAAUUCCUCUCUGGGAACCCUUGUGCAUCCAUGCUAAAGAAUGGUUUGGCUUAGUGUUACAUGUGAACCAAUUCACUCACUUCCUGGUUUAAGCAAACCAUAUCCAAGGCAUGCAGACCAGCACUGAAGACAGUUUGCCUGUUACAUCAGAACAGGCUCUUUGUCUUGAAUAAGUGUUAUUUGAUUUUAUGUUAUGUAUCUAAAAAAUUAAAAUUGGAAAUAAAAAACCCUCUUCCUUUUAAUAACUUAAUGUUCGAGAGAGAGAGCUGAUCACAGCAGUUCUGACGGUUUACAUGCUUCGGUUAGUUUUUGCCAUUGUUGCUUAAUUUCCCUGAACUCCUAUGAAGUUGCCAUUAAACAUUUAUUUUGAAAGAAUAAAAACAGCUGGGUUGCAGUGGUAAUAUAGUGCACAAAGCCGAAAUGAAUGGCCACAGAACAAAGUGCAUCCAUCAAAGUGGAAGAAAACCAUCUCCGCAACAAGCGGUAUUGAAAAAAAGGCAAAUGGUUGAAAAAUAAAUAGUGAACACCUGUGCUGCAUAAAUUAACCAGCUGGUUGGCAAUUUUUCUUUUGACCUAUCGGAAGGGGUGGCUGUUACGAGGCAUUAAUAAGACACGUUGGCUUUGAGAGAUUCUUUUGUUAGUACCAUUAAUUAAUGAAUGACGCUAGAUAAUGUUCAGAAUUUACACCACAAUUUGUGCUGCACAUGUAUCCUUGUGAAUUAGUAUUACAGGUUUAAACAAACAAACAAACAAACCUCCAUCUGCACAUAAGAUUUAAACUUGGGUGUCUCUCCCGCCCCCCCGAGCUCGGUUUUUAUAGCCACAGUUCUGUUGAAGAAUUAAGUUUUAUACAAAAAUAUUUUGGUUGUUGUCAUAAGGUUGCUGGGAAUCCUUGAAUAGUCACACUGUCAGCAGGUUUAAAAGCUGCAGCUAAUGUACUUCUGAAUGUAGCUGUGUUCACAUAUUGUUUUAGAAAGUGAUAAUUUGGUCAGUUUGCAUUAAAAUGAGAACCAAACUCCCAUAUCUGUAGUUGGGAGUAGGAGGUUGUUCCAUAGGCUUCCUGGAAACUGUAAGUUUUGAGGAUAAACUCCAAAGAAGCCAGGGAGGCGUUCUGAGAACAGCCUCUGUCUCUUCCUUUUCCUCCCCUUGCCCCUCCCCUCUUAGGGCCAAUGGCAGCUUUCAGGGGAGGAAUGAUUUUAAUCGUGGAAAAUGUAGAGAGGAUAAAAAUAUUUCUCACCUAGUAUUGUUUUCCCAAUUCAGUUUGCAGCCCACCCUUAUCCCUGCAGCUGUGUUAAAAAUAUAUAUGACAAAAACCCUGCCUGUCGCUUGUAGCCUAACCCCUCAGCCCUGAGUUGAAAAUACAUUGUUACUGGCAACAAUAUUUCUGAAAUAAUACAUUUAGGUGAAGCCCAUAAAGCUGACCUGGGCCGAGGGAUGUGAUGAGUUUUAUUUCGGCCCAGCUCACUCAGGGGCUUCUCUUGCAAAAAAACUAGUGUGGCUGCUAAUUAGAUCAGAGAUAGACAUAAGAAGACCUAAAAAAUUAAAUAGCUUUUACCUCUGGCAACUGGGGAAACUCUGCCUUUUAUUGAUAAGUACUGAAGUUUUACUGCUGUAUCAUUUCAGAUCACCUUUCAGAUUGCAGUUCAUUUGUUGACGGCUAGGCUUAAAACAUUUACUUGGAGGAUUAAUGGCUAAGUGGUUGAGAUAAAAAGAUAAUGCAAAAUGGUUGCUGAACUCUUCCUCUCCCGCCCCCCACUAAUAAUGACACUGAUUUGAUUCAUCUCUGCUGGUAGCCUAAACUGAAAUCCCAAGUUCAAAAGUGCUAGUUGCUGAGGUAGACUUCAUUGAAGUUGAAGAUUAAAAAGGAAAAUGAGCUUGAAAUGUGGAGUGUGGCCUUAGAAGGAGAAUGUUAAGGAUUUUGCCAUUAAGGAAGAAAGGAGGAUGCCAAAGACUUGUUGCAUCUGCUGACCUUGCUCUUUUGACCUCCUUACCUUUAUCAUGAUAGGCAGCCACAAGAUUAAUGGUCACAGCAGUAAGAUUUAAAGCAUGCCUUCAUUAUGUUUCAUUAAAGGCCAUGGGUGGAUCGGUAAUAAAGAUGAAGAUUUUGUUUCCAUAUAUGUGUGUGCGCGCAUGUACACAUAAGCCACUUUUAAUUAUGGCUUUGCGCACAAUCCAUGAUGCACAGGGCCUUUUAUCCACAGUCCCUGUGGCGUGAUAUUCUUCCAUCCAAGCUGGUCAUUCACUUCCCUCAGCAAAGCUGUAUUGUAUUUGUUAACAUUUUGUUGCUGGCACCUCCCCACUGAACCCUUUGUGAACAUUCUAUUACAUCACAGCAGUUCAGCCAAUCAGUGGCUGGGGGUGAGACCUGUGCACAUGCACCCUGUUCACACUGUUAUUUGGGACUUGUAACAAAAUAUUGCAUUGUGGAAUGCUGCUAUUCAGAACUCCAGCCGCUUUGCUCCAUUACACCAUCACUGUCGUCUUCUGUCCCUUCUGCCCAACAACAGUCAGUAUCCUUUUUAGCCAAUGAGCAUGUUUUAUCCUAGUGGGUCUAUUUUUCAUACUGCUGGGGGCUUUCUCCAAACUGAUUGCUACCACUAUCUUAAUCGGUUGUGCUGUUUCGGUAACAUAAGCAAUGACACUCGCACUCUGAAUGUUAGAAAUAGAGGAGAUUGUAUGUCUUGUCUUGUGUAUCUGUGUUGACUAGGCAAAGCAGACAUGGCUCUUAUAAUGUUUCGAUCAGUUGGUUGAAAUAGCUGUUGUACCCAGAAAGUUGCAAGAUAGCUUUGGGGACUGAUUUUCAUCUGUUCUCUCCCUCUCUCUCCCCUUGAAAAAUCAGUCAGGAUCUAGCUGAAGAUGUGGAAGAAGCUGGUGCACUUCUGAAGGCCCCUGCCUCUGUUGCUUCUGCUUCUAGUGAGGUUAUAGAGGAAGUCUCUGGCACCCCAGAGGCUGAGGAAAAGUGCUUUCCUUUGGAGGAUCGGCCAUCGGGGACCAAAGAUGAAGAAACAUUCCCUGACAGUGCUGCAGGAAUUGAACCGGAAUGUACAGCUGACCGCGAAGCUGUUGAAGUGACCUCUCUGGGGGAGAAACCCUGUGACAAUGUAACGCCCGGUCAAUCAGUACAGGAAGUGGAAAAUAACGAAGCUGCAUCAAUAGUGGAAGCUGCAGCUGAACCAAGGAAAAUUACUUAUUCCCAAAUUGUUAAAGAAGGAAGACGAUUUAAUAUUGAUUUAAUUUCUAAGGUAGGGAACUCAUUGCCUAUGUUUUCUUUAUUAACCCUGCACCCUAUGUUUGCUUCAUUGAAAAUAUUCCUUUGGAAACUUCACAGGCAAUGCAAAAUAAUUAUGAUGAUACUGGGACCUAGUAUUCUGCUCUAAAGAAAAUAGGUCACUUUAUAAAAUAACAUUUUGUGGGGGUUUUAAAUAGACACACAUGCUCUCUUAAAAAAAAUGAACGAAAGCUAAAGUAUCUGCUAAAAGCACGCUUUGCUUUUGGGAUAGAACAAACAUAUUGGGUCUCAAAACAAGACACUUCUUGCACCUUUUACUUUAGGAAUGUUGGUCUGCUGAUCAGGGAUUUGGGUUUUUGUAGGGAGAACCGUACUACAUGUUCUCUGAAAGCUAUGUGCUUUUUAAGAAACGGUAAUUCCAGAAAACAAAAAACAACUUCUACUGUGCUUUUGUACUAUUCUAACUCUCUUCUACCUUGCUGCGAGAAAUAUUAUUGCAGGAUGAACCAUUGGGGAGAAUCAGAUGUUAUGAUUUGGUACACAUGCUUAAUGAUAGUCAUUAUUUUUGCCUUAUGAUGUCAUGUGAAGUUGCAGACAUAGUACUUGCGGCGGUGCUAAACAGAGACAGGGUCCAAAAAGUCCCAAAACUAGGCCUGUGGCUUCCAGAUUACAUUGGAUUUGAGUUUCCCAAACAGUCCCCACACUGCCCCUAUAGCUCAGUGGUAGAGCAUCUGCUUUGCAUGGUAGGAGAAAGUCCCAAGUUCAUUCCUCAGCAUCGCCUGGAGAACCACUGCUGCCCAUUCCAGACAAUACUGAGCUAGAUGUACCAAUGGUCUGAGCUGGUAUAAGGCAGCUUCUUAUGCCCCCCCACAUUCCACCUGUUGUAUCUGUGGGGGUUUGCUGGCAAAUUAAGUCACUCAGUCAGAGCUCUCCCAGAUUCUGCAACUCUGGCCUGUUUUGCCCUAUUGUGCCCCUGUGAGCUUCCUUUGGAUUUCGUUCUAAUCAGGCAACCAACCUCCCACGUCUCUUGCUAGGCCUUACAAAGUUCUCUCCUCGAGACUUUGAGAGUGAUGGCAUUGCAUAAGUAACUUUCUUCAGUGGAGCAUUGCUUCUUCUUUUUAAAAAAGUUAAGUCAUCCAUCUUACACUGUGGUUUUUUACAUUCAUGUCCUUCCCAGAAUGUGUAAUAAAUUUUUAGCUUAUAUAAAGUGAGCAAAGGUAUUAGAAGAUUAAGUUUUAUGGUUUUAACUUGUAACCGUUGUGAGCACACUGCUUGCUGGGAUAUUGAGGAAAUGAGGACAGUAGUUUAAGCCUCAAAAAGAUGGAAAUUGAGGGAGAGAAAAUGUAUAAAGAAUGCAUGGAAAUAAUGGCAUGAGCUUCAUGAACCUGCAUGGAAUCACUUUACUUGCCCACCCACCCACUUAGCACAACCAGGGGAACUAUAUUUUCCUGCAAGGACUUCCGGGGUGGCGCCAUCGGUAAUGGCGGACUCCCUCUGAUCCGGAGGGACUGGCUCUACGGAAAUCGGGUCUUUCCGCUACGGCGAGGCGGGGACCCUUUAAAAAAUUACAGGCGGGUGAAGCCUGUGACCGUGGGACUCGGCGGGCACCUUUUGCGCCCCCCCAACUUGUAAAGGAACCCAAUUACGGGCUCCGGAGCGAAGCGGGGCAAGUGGCGCGGUGCUAAGAGUCAACUGCUUCUUCCGUGGAGCGAAGCCGCACAGCCGUUACCGGAGAGCGCUGACCUUUUCCUGUGACAAUCUGGCUACAAAAACAACUACCCGUGAGUAGGUUAAAUUCGGAAAUAAAGGAAAAUGAAGACUUAAAUUCGGCUCCGAGCGGGGAGGCAUAAACAGGAAGUCCGCCUUCCGUUCUUUGUAAAUAGAGUAAAGCAAAGAAGUUGUAAGCUAAAACCUGGAAAGUCGAUUAAAGGACUACAAUCCUAACAUCAAAACAAGCGAUUUCCCCCCUUGGCUGCAGGAGAGGAGGGGGGAAAGGUGUGAACUAUAUUUUCCUGCAAAACCUGGCUGGUUUGGAAGCCAUUAACCAUAGUUACCAAUUGACACAUAACAGGACACAUUGCAACCUCUUAGUUUGUUUUCCCUGCUUGCACAAAGGGAGGAGCCAAAGAGGUUUUGUACAGGUCGAUAAAAGCUAAUGCAUUGCGUAAGUGCAACCAGAAUGUACAAGUUUGAAACCUCCAAAAACUGGCAAGUAUGUUAUGCAGUAGAAAUGGGAAGAAGAUCUCCAGCUAUUUCUUUUUUUUUUUAUAAUGAUAUUUAUUAAAGUUUCACAAAAAUACACAAGACAAAGAAAAAAGUAUAAAGUACAGCAAAAAAGUAGAAAAUAAGAAAAAACAUACAAAAUAAAACAGUUAAAAACACAAUAAUGUUCCAUAACCUAUCUUCCUUACUCUUAUUUCCCCGGACCUCCUCAUACCUCCCUUCUUUGUAUUCCAGUUCCAUUUGUUGGUUCAGCAAAUCCUUACCAUUAAUCUUUUACCCAAUUGUUAACCUUUUUUUCCCCCCAUAUCUCUUAAAGCAUUACAGCUAAAAACCUCUUAGUUUCUAUCCAACAUCCUUCUAAAGUUCCUUAAUUUUGCAAUAUUUCUGUAAAUAGUCCUUAAAUUUUUUCCAGUCUUCUUUCACCGAUUCUUCUCCCUGGUCUCGGAUUCUGCCGGUCAUUUCCGCCAAUUCCAUGUAGUCAAUCACCUUCAUCUGCCAUUCUUCCAAAGUGGGUAGAUCUUGUGUCUUCCGAUCUCCAGCUAUUUCUUGAUGGCAUGGAUAGCUUUUGGAGAACUCCCAUAAGAUUCUCUAUUUUUAUUUAUCAAACCUAGGGCACUUUCUGACUGUCAGUAUUUUGGGGUGUGAUUCAGUUGCAUCCUGGCAAAAUUCAGUUUGUUCAGUUGAUUUCACACUCUUGGGCAACAAACCUACUUCCCCAAAUAAUCAGAUUUUAUGCUUUAAGGAAAGUGAAAAGAAAAUGCCCUGGGAUUACACUUGCUUUAAUGCAGCUCCACCUAACCUCCACGCAAAUAAUUUGAAAUGAAUGCUCAUUAAAUAGCCAAUGUCAUCUGAUCUCCCUGCAAAUAAAUCAGGAUGAAUGCUCUAUAAACAGAUUGGUUGGAAGCACCCUGUGUUCCAGGAAGUUUAGUUCCUAAGGAUAAGAAUACUGUAUAGGAAAAGCCCUGGUGAAUCAGGCCAAAUCCCCAUCUAGUUCAACAUCUUGUUCUCUCAUUGUCCUCACCUCCAGGUAGACCAAACUGGCAUUGGUUGCUGCCUCCCUUUAUUUCUGAUUACCAGAUGGCUUGCAGCCUGACUGCAUCCUUUCUUCUGCUCUUUUCAGUUCUUUGGCUGGGAUCACAUUCUCUGCAUUUACUGUUUUGUUUAUGCACAGAGGCUCUUUAGCUCACCGCAAAACUGCCCUUCCUCUGCAGAUUAAGGUGGCCUUUUGAAGCAUCGCUCCAUGAGGCAGCCCAAAGUAAAUACUGCACCCCUGAAAGUGCUUGAAACUCACAUAUUGGUGGGAGUAAACCAUUUGGACCCUAGUUCAUGUGUCUGGAUACCCAGUAACUCACUAUAUAAAACAAGUAUAGUCAUUGUGGUACCCUCUACCCGUUAGAUCGCAAUUUGCAUCAUUCCUAGCCAGCAUGGCCGGGGAUCAAGGAUGAUGAGAAUUCAUGAUGACUAUCCCUGAUAUAGAUGACUUCUUUUGCCAAGAUUGCAUGAAAGGAUUUGUGCCUCUUCUCUGACUUCCCCAAGGUUUUUCUCUUGACUAUUUCAGCAAGAACCUAUCCUUCAUCUCUCUUUCUCUGCUUCUGGACAACAGUCAAAGCAGCCAGAAACUAUGUGUGAGAGAAUGUGUGAAUUAUGUGUCUCCUCCUUCUCCUCCUGGAUUUAGUCUGUAGUAGAUUCUCCCCUCCCUCUUCAGGUAUGGCCUGGAAAUUUGAAAAGCAUGAUUCUCCCACUUACUUGGGCACUCGUAGAAAAAUUGGAAGCAGCCCUUCCAGGUUUCAACUCUUUGCAUUUUACCUUUAUUCUCCAUCUUUUCUUCAGCUUGAAGCCUCUGGCUCUGCUUCAAGUGAGCAUAGGAGCGAACUUUUCAGUAAGGUAAAGUCAAAUAUGCAGCAGUUAUUGCCCAUAGAGUUAUGGAGUGUAGGGGAGCAUCCUUAUUCCCCUCCACCAAAUCUGGAAGAGUAUGUCCCUUUUAAUUGAAGUCCUGAACCAAGUAGGCAUGACCCUGCUAAUAGCUUCACACCCACACUGAAGCUGAAAAUUUUGUUGUAUAUAGUGUUAGUAUAUAGACAAAUUCCAACUGCAACAAAAUGUUGUUGUGUAUCCUCCUUCCUGAAAGUGAUGCUGCUGUUCUAGCCAACCAUUCUCUUAAAGCAGGGCAUUUCAUCUCCUCCUCCUUGUACUCUUUUACUUUUACACCUGCAUUAGGUGGUUGUUUCAUUCUCAUUGGGCAGUUUUAUUUUGUUUUUGCAGGGUAGUGGCGGUUUGUUCCUUCUACUUUUUCAAGAAUAAAGGGGGAAAUCUCAAGGUUCCCCCAAGCAUGCUGGCAUUUCCCUUUUGUUUUUCACUUGUCCCACUUUGGCUAUUGCUCUGGCAGCAUUUACUACUGUUAUUCAAAGGCUUAAGAUACAGAAGUAGUACUCCCACUGUUAUCAUAUAAAUGACCCUUUUAAUUUGCAAAAAUGUGGGGCCUUGACAGUGUGUUCCUCUUCAACAAUGCUAGAAAGCAGAUAAUUAAAAUUAAGAUUGUCUUCAAAUAUAUAUGUUUUCUUUUGUGCAGUUACUGUACUCCCGAGGAUUGUUGAUUGACCUCCUAAUUAAGUCAAAUGUUAGUCGCUAUGCUGAGUUCAAAAAUGUCACCCGGAUUCUUGCAUUUCGAGAAGGCAGAGUGGAACAGGUACUGUAAUGGACCUAAUUGCAAAAGUUGAGCUUGUAAUUCAUUUGAAAGUGCAAAUUUGACUAACAUAAGUUUUUAUGUAGCUAUAAAUCCUUUCACUCUACCACUUUCUCUGCUAUACUGUAUGUUCUUUCAUUCUUGGACUGGUUUGGAUAUAAUGACCAGACCCUGAUCUGGUUCGUCUAAGCAGGAACAGCUGCAUGUUUUGAAGUGCCUUGAGUAAGAUGCUGUCAUUGGGAACCCCUUUCUGAAUGGGCCCAUCUACUCCUCACCACUGUCACUGCUACCCACUCACUUGCCUUCUCCCUCUGGUUCCAAUCUUCACAACUUCCCAGAGGAAGUGUACAAGUCAAGUGAAGGUCCAUGCUGUAUCCACAUUCCUCCCCUCUUAUCACUGCUUGCAUGCCCAAUGGCAGUAAGGAAGAGAGAGAAGUGGAGCCAGGAGGCACCUGGAGUUGGCAGUGUGCCCUCAGUAGAAGCAUGGGUUUUGGCACAUUCCUAGUGAUACCAACUGCUGAUGCAGGCCUGGGAUCACAGUUUAAAGCUCACACACACUGUUUCCCCUCUACCCUCUCUCUUCCCCUUGUACAUUCCAUAGUUGGAAACUAUGGUUUUAAAUGGCCUUGUAGUUUUGGUUUGGAGGGCAAGUGCAAACUAAAAAUUUACCAAUUCAGAUAAUAAUGGUUUGCCCAGCAAAAGGAGUUGGGAAGGGAACUGGAGUAGAGAAGGCUAGAGGAGGGAGCACAUGUACCUGAGGUUUGGGAAUAUGUUAAGGAAUUGAAAAAAGAGAAUUAAUUUGAUUGGUGCUCCAAAUCUCCCGUUCUCACCAGUUGACUGUUGAUAUAAUAAAGCUAAUAUUAGCAACAGAUUUCCAAAUUCAUUAUUUGCAUUCAGUUGGGAAGGAGGUGAAGAACUAAGAAAGAAAAUGCCUUCUAAUAUAACUCUGCAGUCAACCGGAUGCUGACCGGAAAAUCAUAUAAACCAAAAUCAUUAUAGUUUUUGUGAGGACAAGAGGCGAGGUCCUUGAAGGACACAAUUGCCCAGCAUUAAAGGUUGUUUAAAAUGUAAGACCAUCACAUUAAACAACAUCAAGUGUUUGUCUAGAAGAAUAGCAUAUUAGUGGCUUAUUAUAUGGGAGAAAGGGACGCGGGUGGCGCUGUGGGUAAAACCGCAGUGCCUAGGACUUGCCGAUCAUAUGGUUGGUGGUUCGAAUCCCCGCGGCGGGGUGAGCUCCCAUCAUUAGGUCCCAUCUCCUGCCCACCUAGCAGUUCGAAAGCACCCUUAAGUGCAAGUAGAUAAAUAGGUACCGCUUUAUAGCGGGAAGGUAAAUGGCUUUUCAGUGUGCUGCACUGGUGCAGGUUCGCCAGAGCAGCUUUGUUACGCUGGCCACGUGACCCGGAAGUGUCCUCGGACGGCGCCGGCUCCCGGCCUCUAGAGUGAGAUGAGUGCACAACCCUAGAGUCGGACACGACUGGCCUUUGGGUCUGGGGUAUCUUUACCUUUACCUUUUAUAUGGGAGAAGAGAAGUCUAAGAGGCGGCAAACAUGAGUUUUUGCAGACAUCAUGGUGCCCUUGGGCAGAAAAGACAGGAAGUUUGCUUUGAUCUGAACACAAGUUUAUAGGACUAGGAAAGAGCUGCAAGAGAUUUCUCAAAAGUUGAGUGAUUGCUCAAAAGACAAUCCUUAAACUUGUUGAAAUAGCUCUUUUUUGAUUCAUAAAAUCAGGCAUUUUCCCUCUGGAAGGAAGGUAGGUUGUGAUCCAUGCUGAUAUUCUUCAGAAUACUCUGAAUUGGCUACGCCAGUGUAUAAUGACUGUUAGAAGGCGUGACUCAUAAGGCAGGUGUAAAUGUAAUGUCCCCAUUCUCCUUUACCAUGGCUAAGCAAUUGGGCUGUGGGAUCACACAUUCCCUCCCUUCCCUCUCCCUAUGUAACUAUGACUAAUAUUAAACCAAGAUUGCCUCUUAAUCAGCAUUUAAAUUUUGAGGAACAAGCCAUGGUUCUGAGAGGGCAGGAGGUAUUUGUGCCUGCAAGGCAUGGGGCCAAGGAAGAGAGUGCAGAAUCCCACAGCCCACUCCAGACCUCCUCUUAAGCAUGGUUGAGUUAUCUAACCAUGAUGUUUGCAAGAGGUUACAUUUUUCACACAGAAAAAUCCCGUUUUAAAAUUAAUACUAAAAGAUAAUGGUUUUUUAAAAAGUUACAGAUUUUUCCAGUUCUGUGACAUAGAUCAUUUCCUGGCCCUGACUGUGUUUGGAAUGGUGGAAAAUGAACCUCCAAAUUAUAUUUCAGGUUCCAUGUUCUAGAGCUGACGUCUUCAACAGCAAACAGUUGACCAUGGUGGAAAAAAGAAUGCUGAUGAAAUUUCUUACAUUUUGUCUGGAUUAUGAGCAGCACCCUGAUGAAUAUCAAGGUUUGUACCUAUUUGUUGAACAGGAGAAUCUCACUGGGCAUUUUCAUUUGAUCUUUAAAUGUCUGCACCUUUUGGCUGUCAGAUGCUAUACAAGAUCUCCCUAUUACCUCUGAUGUGCUGAAGGAAGCCCCAUGUGUGCAGGCUUUCCAUUCACUUUAUUGUUGGGGGACGCUCUGGGGCAUGUGUGGAACCUUCCUGAUCAUUUGAGUUGAUGUUGAAGCCUUUGAGCAUGUGGAGCUCUGAGCAUUUAUCCCCCCCCCUUUGUAUAAUAUUUUUUAUUUGGUUUUACAAAUUAAAAUUUAUAUUAAAAAUUAUAAGUAAUAAAAGUAAUAAGUAAUAAAAAGGUAAAUAAACAAAGAUUUACCCAAAUUUCUGGGCUUUCCCUCACCCUUCCAUGGGUUCCGUCGCUAGUGCUUUUUCUGCUGCAUAUUGUAAGUCACUCCAGUUUUUAUGUAUCCCAUAUAUCCCUAGUUCUUGUUACACUACAAGUGUUAUUCAAAUCCUGCUAAAGAGUUCAAGUAUUUACAGUCUCCAAGGUAAAUUAUAAAUUUCCCCCAUUCUUUGUGGAAAUUCUGGUCUUCCUGGUUUCUGAUUUUCCCAGUCAUUUUCACCAUCUCCACACCACAUCAGUUUGGUCUGCCAUUCCUUUCUGGUGGAAACUUUGUCUUCCUUCCAUCUCUGGGCUAAGAGCAUCCAUCUAAGUGCAUUUCUAAUCCAGGCAAUACAUGUGGUUCCAAAACUGUGAGCGGUGAUUUUGUUUCUUGAGGCAAGAGAGAACAGCAAAAAUGGGGUUGUUGGUUGUUGUGCUUUAAAAAACGGGUAGGGAGGGCUUGUAUCCAAAACAGUGUGAGCCAGUAUGGUGUAAUGGUUAGUGUCAGACUAAGACCUGAGAGAUCAAGUUUCAAUUCCCCACUCAGUCAUGAAGCCCACUGGGUGACUUUAAGCCAGUCCCUGUUUUUCAGUCUACUUCGCAGGUUUGCUGGGAGGAUAAAAUGGAGAGAGGGAGAAGAAGUGUGUGUAUGACCUUGAACUCCUUGGAGGAAUGGUGGGGAACAAAUGUAACCAAUAAAGAAAAAACACAAAACCAGUCCCUAGGCUUAGUGUUUGAGUGUUUCUUGCCUGGUAGAGUUCGGAGAGAUGCCUGAAGCCUAAAAGAUGACUAACACAGUAUCUGACAUAGUACAGUCCUUUUGUGAUUGUAGUAUGUAGAUUGACUGGCUGGUUUUUGUUGUUGUUGUUUUGUUGCUGUAGUUGUAAAUAAUUAUCCGGAACGACUAAUGCUUGACUUUUCUUUUAUUCCCCGAAACAGGUCACAAGGACUCUAAAUUCUCAGACUACUUAAAAACCCAGAAGUUGACUCCCAAUCUGCAGCAUUUCAUAUUGCAUUCCAUUGCAAUGGUCUCGGAGGCUGACUGCUACACCAUAGAUGGCCUGAAGGCGACUCAGAAGUUCCUCCAGUGCCUUGGGCGUUACGGAAACACUCCCUUCUUGUUUCCAUUGUAUGGCCAAGGAGAGAUCCCACAGUGCUUUUGCCGGUAAGCAAUGUUUUAUUUCUUUUCUUUUUUUAAAGCCAUUCUGUUGGGAAUACUAACUAAUCUGAUUUAAUUCCUUUUAGACACUUAGCUGUUUUCAUUUCCCUGUGUUUACAUGUUUGUACAUGGAAAAUAAAGCCUUUUAAGAAUUCAACGCUUCCUUAGGGCUUCCUUUGUUUAGCGGUGAAUCGUGUGGAAGAACUGAGAUGGCAACAGUAUAUUAAGCUUGUGGCUCCUCCCCUCCCCCCCCAUCACAAUAGCCUAUGAGGGACACCCGCACCCCUGUGGACUGAUCCAAUCCCUAAAGCUCUAGUACAUUGUUUUCUAUUAUUAAUUCAUUAACUGGAGCUUUAAAAUAUGAAACUUUAAUUUGGAGCUGUCCCUUGGGAGCAGUUAAAUGUGGUGUUGCAAGUCAUCUUGUGUCUCUCAAUUCAGUUUGCAGCCACCAUCUAUGUGUUUUCCUUUCCUGCCAGUAAGAUUUUCUUUUCCUACCACUCUCCCAUCAAGCCUCAAAGCAGCUUUUUGAAGGUUCUCCAUAAAUAUAGAAAGUUGCUAUGUGGUGCAGGAAUGAGAGCCUUAUGUUUUGAUGUGUGAUACUUGUCUCUUACAGUCAAUGGGUAGCCUUUGUGAAAUCCCUGUUUGUGUCCAGAGGUUCUCAAACUGUGCCCCGUGGUCCACUAGCAGUCCUUGAGCUGCCCUCAGGUGGCUCAUAGAAAGGUUGUGGAACAGCUGAAAAUACCCACACCUUGCUCUGAAUUUGGUUGGGUUUUUUUCCUGCUGAUGGAGAUAAACUUCACCAAAUGCUGCCUACAAAACCAGACACAUAUCCAUUGCAUUAGAACAGCAAGACUACAAUCAUUUAAGAUAUGACUUAUGUAAGUUCAUUGAUUUGCAUAACAACAAAAGGUGUGUGUGUUUUUAAGAGGAAAAGUUUGAGAAUCACUGGCCUAACCUAUUUUAAAGGGUGCUUUGGGAAAGCGGCGCAGCUCAGAGGUAGAGCAUCAACUUUGCAUGCCCAAAGUCCCAGCAUCUGCAUGUAGGGCUGGAAAAGACUUGUCUGAAAGCCUGAAGUGCUUCUGCCAGCCAAUAUAGAAAUCGUUGUGCUAUAUGGAUCCUGAGUAUAUGGAGCUGCUUUUUAACUAAGUAGGUUCCAGUGGCUGAGAGGCUAUACUGCCAUUUGGCAACUCCUUGGAGGAAGGGCAAGUAGCUCUAGGCUGAAGGGGGUCCUCUGGUGCAUCUCUCAUGUCAGCAGGCAGCCAGCCAGCCAGCCCCUGUCCUCCUCCUAUUUCUUUCCUCCAGACAUGAAGGGUAGGUGAGGUGAGGCCUACUAGAGGACCAGGAGGGUGGCAGCAGUUGUGCUUCUACAAUGAAUGCUAGGCUGCUGCGGUUCUGAUUGCCCAUGGUGCACCAGAGUGACAUAGCAUCAGGGACAUGGUAGGCAGUCACAAUGGUGGCUGCCUGGCACUUAUUGGAAGGCCAGAAAAGGGAGACCCAGGCACUACUGGCAGCAGCGAUUGGCUCUUGGCAGCUGUUUAAGGCUGUUGGUGCUGCGUCUGGUAAGAAGGUUAAUUGCCUUGCAUUAAAAAUGAAAAAUAUUUGUUUAAAAUGCUCUCUUAGCGCACGAUCAAUUAACUUGGAAGGCAGCCGCUUCCUUCCUUAAAGAUUUCAACUUGUAAUGAUUCUGUUUCUUAUGUACAGGACCACCUUUGCCCCAGCUUGUGUUGCUAAUUCUUAGCAGCAUUUCUAAGACUUCUAGGAUUAGUGUUCAGUCAGUCUUCCAAGUGGUAACAUCUCUGCCUAUACAUCAUACCCUACAAUUUUUAUCGCCAGGUUAUCAGAAUAAGGUGUCACUUGUCCUGUGAUUUCUAACCACCUCUUCAUAUUCUGUUUUAAUGUAACCCUCUUAAGCGUUUCUUGCAGUCAGUUACCCUGUGUGUUCUCAUCAAGGCUACUGUUAUAAAUGGCAGGUAUGCAUAUUUAUGUGAAUGAUUCAAAGACAUUUGUAAGUCAUAUCCUUCCAUUCUGAAUGAAUUCUGCAUAAACUCUACAAGGCUCACUAGAACUGUGGUAGUCCCUUGAGUGAGUAAGAUUGGUCCUUAUUUCUGAAACUGCUCUCAGUGAAUGGGAUUCUUUUUUAUGCUACAAUGUAACUUCCAUAUGCAAGGUUCACACUUUUGUUUUCAGAGCUUAUCAGAAUGAGAUUUAUGCAAUAGAAACUGGGUUUGUGAUUUUCCUUUUAACCAUGGUUUUACAAAUAUACCAUUACUUUCUGAUGAAUGGAUGUUUGUAAGAUCAGUGGGUUGGAUUCAUAGGCUCCCUUCUUCCAUUGGAAAGAGUUUUGAUGAGAACCUUUGGAUCCAGACUAGGGUUUCUUAAUAGAAUGAUGUGAAAAUAUGCUCGGUCACAGAAAUAAAACUCUUUCAAUCCUUUAUAACGGGUGCAUAAUCUUUCAUUUUUGCUUUUGUUCAAAACAGCAGCUUUGGACCCCUUCUAACUUGGGUAAUUACCAGCCAGUUUUAAAUGUUCUAUUCUGGUGCUCAAGAGCAUUGUAGCAACUCUGCUUCAAAGUCUGCUUGGAUAGUGCAAUUCCCUUUCAAUCAAACUAUGGUUUGUUGCCAUAGUAAACAACUUGUAAUGGAAGACCAACAGUGGUAGAAUGAGCCUGUUAAUUCUUCUGGAUUUAUCAGCAGCUUUCAGUACUGUCUACUGUGAUAUAUGGUUUUGAUUUGAUUGGUUGGUUGUAUUGCUAUGCUGCUUUCCAUUCAAAUGAAUACUGAAGCUGCUUACAAACAAUAGAUAACAAUAACAUCACAAAUACAGCAUAAAUCAUAUUCUGUAAUUAACAAAUCAGCAAUAAAACAAAUACAGGUUGGAGGAGUUGCCCAUUGGUGACCAGGGGCCAGGUGGUUGGGACUGGCAGCAAUGGAACCACCCAAAGAUAGAGCAACAGGCAGGGAUUCAGCAAGCCAUCUCCCAGGCACUCUGGGCCAGCCUCACCUCCACUGCUCUUUGCCCAUGACCUGGAUGACCCUCCAGUCCCCAAGGAGGCACCUGCUGAUCAGUCUGACUGAGCUGGCACUGACACCUUCUCCAUUGCUUAGGACAUGGAGAGAUCCAUGCCACUACAAAGAGACCACUCAGGUUUAGCCCACCCAAAGGCAUUCCUGUUUGCUUGCCCAGUCCAAAGAAAUGUCCCACUUGCUGCACUGAAGCAGUACCUGUCCUGCUAGUUUAUAACAGGAGCCAAGGGUGUGUGUGUGUGACUCGUUGGAUCAAUGUUUAGCUUGUUAGGCAUGUCUUGCACCUGCUGUGCCUUCGAUACCUGUUUUGCUUAUGUAUUGUUGUGAUUUGAGCAUUAAAGCUUUUAGUAGAAACAUCUGAGUUCUCCAUCCAACAGUUAUUAUGUGGUCCUACCUUGCGUCCCAUGCUUUUUAAACAUCUGCAUGAAACUUCUGGGCUGAAAUGUUAUCUUGUAUGGUGAUGACACACAGCUCUAUCUCUCAUUCUCAUCUUAAAGGAAGUAGACCUGUAGGACUGGGUGGUAAAAGCUUGAAUGAAUAUAGAUGAGAUAGCUGGCUUCAUAGCUUGGAAUAAAAAGCUCAGACUAUCUUGUUUGAAGCUUAAGUGCAUGGAAGAUGUCAAGGAUGGUCAUAGAUCAUUGAUAAGAUGAAUAUGUUUGGCAUGCAGAAGGUCCCAUGUUCAGUCCCCCACAUCCACUGUUAAAAGGAUCAGGUGGACAUAACCUCUGCCUGGAGAGCUGCUGCCAGUCAGAGUAGUCAGUACUGGGUUAGAUGGACAAAUAGUCUACAAUGGCAUAAGGUGGUUUCCUGUGUUUGCUACUUUCUGAACUUUGCAUUGCUUUUUCAUUUUUUUUAAGCAGCAUAUUUAUCGUUAAAAGAAAUUGUUUGGUUUCAGCAUUUUCUAUUCUUAGUUUUGCAUUGAUGACAGAUAUAAGGGUGUGGAUAGCAGGGUGUGAUUGGAGUUGGCUGGUGUGCCCCCCUCCCUUGAGAAGAGAACCUUAGUUUGGGACAAACAUCAGUGAGGUGAGAUAAUCCAUCACUUCUGAGCCCUGUUCUCCAGUGAUGGAUGGAUAGAUUGGUAAAGUAACUCAAUAAUCUUCAUUUUUUUUUCUUCUCGGGUUAUUCACAGAUCAGUGAGCGCUGUCGUUAAUAAAGCUAUGGAAUGCUUUUGUGUCCUUGCCCAUAUUAUUUCUCAAGUUUUGACAGGACAAGACUUUUAAUUUGAAAAUAACCUUUGUGUUGAAACAUGCCCUCCUAAGCAUACAAAGUCCUUUGUGAGUGUGGCACUCCACGAUCUCAUGUUGAGCAGUGAAAUCCUUCUCGCAAAACAUUGUUUGGAAUAAUUCUAGCAUUUAAGAAAUAGCUGCUGGCUUGCAGAUGUUGAAGCUCUCAGAGCUGAACUGGAUGCUUGUUUUGAAUAUAUUGGAUAAAUGCAGAAGUUGGUGCUAUUGAUUUCAAUGACGCUUGUGCUCAUGAAAUGAAUGCAGGGCAGCUCAAAUCCCAUUGAAGCUAUAGGAGGCUUAACUGCACUGUUUAGAGCAUCUCCAUUGAAAUUCCUUCUAGACAGUUCAAUAAUUAAGACAGCCCAUGUGGUUAAGGGACUAGGACCAGCGGGAGCAAGGUUCAAACCCUUAUUCAGCUUUGAAGCUCCCAGGGUGACCUUGCUCCAGGCUCUUAUUUCUCGGCUUUUUUUUAUUUAUAACAUUUAUAUCUCCCUUCCUCAAAGAAGCUCUGCAGCAUACAUGGUCUCUGCCCCACCUAUCCUCAAAACAGCCCAUGAGGUAGAUUGGGCUGAGAGAAAAUGAGCAGCCCAGGGUCACCUGAUGAUAAGGUUUUUGAACCCGAGUCUCUUUGGUUACAAUCCAACACGCUAACCACUACACCACACUGGCUCUUGACUUGGUUUGUGGGGAUAAAUAUGAGAGUGGGCCCAGGGACCCACUACUGGGGGGGGGGGUUACAAAAUGCUGGGCAGCAUUCACUGUGGGGCCUGCAGCGCAUCCGAGCCAUACAUCCGAGCCUGGGAGUGACGUGGUGGCUUAGGCGCCCGCAGGCUCCAUAUUGCCCCAUGCUGUAGGGCGGCUUAGUGGGAGGAGGCAAGCAGACUCCUCAGAGGCCCCGCGGAGCAUCCUGCCCUGGCUGGCCCCACCCCUGGGAGCAGGGCACGCAUGGCAUCCCAGGCGCCCGAUCAACUUGCUCCGCCACUGCGUGGGGCAAGAUAAAAUAGAUAUAAUGUUGCAUACUCCUUGAGGCAAUAGUGGGAUACAAAAUGCAUUAUUUUCCCCCUAUUAUUAUUAUACUGCAUAAAAUAAAUCACGGCGGUUUGCAUAUGUAAAAUACAGCAGCAGCAAACCUAUAAACACUUGCAUGUUCUUACUUUCAAAAUAAAAAACCCAUAAAUAGAUGUUCAUUUACGUAACGUGUUCUCUGUGGGAGUUGGGUUGCCCCACUGAAGGAGAGGGUAGGUGACGUGAGGAAUGGACUGCCUCCCCACCUCUGUUUUGGGUCCCAUCCGCAGUUGGCAUGUGGGCCCCCAGCAGAUUAUGCCAACAAAAUGUUGUCCUCAAUGCAAAAAAGUUCUCUACCCAGACCUAGGCUUUUGCUGACCUCUAUUUAGUUACUUUGUUUCUUUUAAUGCUAACUUUAUUGGCAUUUUAUUAGUAGCUGGAUCUUCCUUUGUCUUGCUUUAGUUCCUUUUUUUUUGUUCCUAAGAGGUUAUGGUCACAUCUGCACCAUAAAUUUCACACGCUGUUGUACCUCUUUAAGAGUAAUGGCUUCCCCUAAAGAAUACUGGAAACUGAAGUUUGUUAAGGGUGCUGGGAAUUGUAGCUCUGUGGGGGGUGGUCUCCUAAGAACCCUCAGCAAAUUACAGUUCCCAGGAUUCUUUGGGAAAGCCUUGUCUCUUAAAGUGUUACAAAAGUGCUUUAAAUGCGUGUUGUGAUUGUGAUCCGAAAUGUGCAUUAGUUCAAAUCUAAUCUCUGCUAUGAAGUCGCUGAAUGCACAUAGGCAUGCGAUGCUUCCUCAUUCUCAGUACCUGUAUCUGUAAUAUUGUUGAUAGUAGUUAAUAAUGACUUACCAUGCACAGUUGUUGUAACGAGAUAAUUAUCUGCCUACAACUAGAUAAUGCGUGUGUGGUGUUUUGUACAAUUAAAAGCGCUUAGUUGAUGCUUUCAGCUGCUUUUUGUGAGCGUUUUGGAGAUCUUUGCUAUAAAAACGGAUAUAUAUAUAUAUAUAUAUAUAUAUAUAUAUAUAUACACACACACACACACACACACACACAUACAUAUAUAUAUAUAUAUAUAUUCCCACAGGCCACCUAUUUGUUAUCCAAAUAAAGCAUGUGUGUUUAUGUGUGUGGUGAGUUAAAAAUCAAGAUGUCAGAUAGACAUCUGCAUUCCCCCUCCCCAAAUACGCAGGUCCAGGAGUAUCACAUCACAGUAGCAUAGUCCUCCUGUGGCAAAAGAUGCAGUAACCCUGAAGCCUCUUUCUUUCCUUGUAACAUUAGUGUUUUAAUUAAAGAAAACAACCAGUUGGAGGCAGUUACUUUCUGUGAAAUGUAAUGAAGAUUUAUUUUAGGGAGUGACCUUCACUGUAUUAGCUCCAGCAGUAAUCAGUAGAAUUAAUAGAAUAAUCAAAUUAUAUACAAACUCAUAAAUCACUGUGAAUGUGCUGUCAAAAGUUCAGCUAUUAAUGGGGUCUAUUGUUUUGCAGCUGUAUUUGAAAUUGCAGCUGCUGAUUCCUUGGCUUGAUAGGAAUUGAAAUGGCAUUUAAAGGCUAGAGAUGAUUGGGGGCGGGGGGCGGGGAAUUACUAGGCCAAAAUUUUUCGCAACUGUUAAUUUAGCUGUAAUGCAGUUUGAUGUCACCAGGGCAAAGUUGAAACACAGUGCGUAACAGGCGCGAUCUUUCAGCAAAACCUGAAUUAUUGGCUGAGACAGUAGCCAGUUAAUUAGAGGAGAAUCAGUUUAAACGUCUGUCAUUUAGGGUUAAUAGUAUCAAGAGUUACCUUGUACUUUGGUUCUAGCCAAAUCAGCCUAUUGUAGAAUAAGAAAUUGACAAGACAGUUUGCUUGAUUUUCAUAUAGAUUUCGACUUUUAAAGAGCAUUAGAGAAUUAAUUCCAAAUUGUUUCACCUGUCUUAUUUCAUAUCUUUACUAAAAUUACAUACAGUCUUGUUGGCAUAUAAUCAAAUAGUUAUGGAACAAAGGCAAAAAGGGUGAGAUGGGAAGAGGAAAAGAAGCAAAUCUGGUACCAAUUAUUACAUUGUGUUACAUAGGAACCAAAUAGAAAUUGAUCCCAACCAAAUUAGUAAUGAGGGCGUUGGUGUUUCACCUCUCCCUCUGAUACAGCUACAUCAGUGUGCUGGUGUAGUCAAUAGAUAAGAUGGCAAAUUGUCAUGGCUAGAGCAUUGGUCAAGGACUAAGGAGACCCUGGUUGUAAUCAAUUUUACAUCAUGCAAUUCACCUGGUGAUCUGGGAUUACCAUACUCACCAUUUCUCAGCGUAACCCAAAUCAUAGGAUUGUUGCAAGGCUAGGUAGGAGGACAAAUUACAUGCAUGGGACACAGCUGUAACAUAAAAAUCCAGGAGGUGGAGCUCAACAUAGCACUAAGGAGAUAGUUCCAUCACCUCAGGUAUUUGUGCCUGCCUGAUGGAAUAAUUUCCCCCUCCUCCCCCUGCACUCUGUUCUGAGGGUUUCCCCCACUUUUCAGAGCAGAUUUGGAGAAGUCACAGAGGCAACAUGAGAAGGAGAAUGGGCGUGAAAGUUCCAUUGAGCUUGCAGGAGUCUUUGUGUUGGCUUCCAUUAGCAGCAACAUCUUAGUUGCAUCCUGCCCAGGAUCUCCAUGGCGUGUAUCUAAUUCUAGACCCAUGGAAAUUAAUGAAUAGCUUAGUCCCAUUAAUUCCAAUGGGUCUACUGAAUAGGACUUGGUUGAAUACAGCCCUAUAUGUCUCUAGGAGCCUUUGAUAUUCCUUGCACUGCAAGAUGUUGUUGGCAGGGAGCUGCCCUUGCUAUUGAAGUGAACAGGAAAUCCUCAACACCAGGGUAGCUUUCCAGAUGUUCCUGGAGUACAGUUUCCAUCUUCUGUAGCCAUGGGCCAUGUUGGCUGGAGUCUGAAACAUCUGGAGGGCCCCACGCUCCCUGACCUUGCAGUACACACAGGGGAUGUUAAACAAGAUUCCCACCUAUGCUCAAAUGCCCAUUUGCAGAAUUGAAGCAGGCACAGCCCAAAGUUAUUUUUUAAUGAAUCGUGUAACUUGUGAGUUUGGACCCAUCAUGCCAAAAAGUGGAUGAAGUCAUGUCAAAGUCACAUUUUGGUCCACCAUAUUGAAUCAAAAUAGUGCCUGGCAUCUAAAUAUUGACAGAGACCACUGCACCCACUUUGGGAAUCCUUGUGCCAAGUUUGGUGACAAUACCUCAGUAGGAUACAGACUUAUGCCCCAAACUGAGUGAAGUCAUGAUUUUGGUUCACCAUCUUGAUUUAAAAUGGUGGCUAGUGACCCAGUGUCAACAAAGACUUCUCCCCCCACCUUGGUAACCCCGUACUGAAUUUGAUGACAAUAUCACAAGAGGUGGUCAAACCUAUAGAGAACAAUUGGGCAGGCAAACUACUUUCCAAAAAUAUAUAGUAGAUUAGAUUAAGAUACCCACUUAAUGUGACCCAUCCCAAAGUCUUUUAUAAUAAACUGUUUUGUGCAUAAGUUGUUCACAUACUACUUCUCCAUUCGUUCAAUGCUGGUGUCUUAUCAUUGUUUAAUGGUAAGCCACCUCAAACUCACAGAAUUGCAAAGCAGGGUAGUUAUUUUAAAAUAAUAUAUAAUAUUUGCCCUUGUGAUUAACAUGAAACCUCUGGAUUUGCCAGGUUUGUUAUAAAUACUGGGCAAUUUGCAUUCUGCCCUUCCCUGAAGCUUCAUGUGCUUCAUUUAUGCCCCCCAUCCUCCAGCAACUGAUCUCAGGGCUGCACAGUUGGAAGGGUUCAGUUCAGAGUUCAGUUAUUAAUAAAUAGUGUAAUAUAGUGUAGCAUAAUAUGUGCUGUCUGUGUGUGAAACAUACACAGACACAUGUUUAAAUAAAUUCCAAGUACAAUACUGUGCUGGAUAUCUGUUCUACAUAUUGAUUCAUCUAGAUGCUGCGUAAAAACCUCUAGGGCUGAUUUAAUUGAAAAAUUGACCGUGCCUCAUUGCUUCUAUUAGAUCUUCACUCGUUAGUUUACCGUUUUUAGACAAACAUUUGUCUAAUAAACACACAUGUUUAGCUGGCUGUGUUGAAUUGCCAAACACCCUGUCUCCAGUUAUGUGAGCAAACAAAUCUAAUUGAUUUUCCUAUGGAAAUGUUAUUCUUUUUGAAUACACACACACACUUUUAAAGAAAAAGACCAGGACCUCAUUUAUUUCUUUGGUGCCUCUUGGUUUCUCCUGAGCAUUCUCUUGUGUGUGUUCAGUUUCUUAGCUAUUUUAACUCCCUUUCCCCCUGUUUUGUGACCUUGCUCUCAACUGAGAGAGAAUUGUUUGACUCACUUUUUAAAAGACAUCAUCCACAAGUCUUGAUCACUUAUGAAUGGAUCUGAUUUUCAUUUCCUUUUAUAAAAUCAGAAGUGAAUGGCCACAGAAAUAUUAGUACAGGAAUGCUGUUUUAGGGUUAGAUUUAUUCUGGUAGUUCAGAGAUGAGCAAAGUAUAUGGCAAAGUUAUCCUGGCCAGCCCGUUUUAUUAUGGUGUGCAACAGCUUCAUCUGAAACAAACUGCUAUUAAAAGGUGCAUGGCUAAUGGUGAUUGGAUUGUGGGGGCAGGGUGGGGGAGAGGCAGGGGUUUGGUGGGGUGGCUGGGGAGGUUUGACGGGUUGAGAUGGUUAGUGGAUCCUUGCCUGUUUCUUGGGCCUUGCUCAGCUUUGUUUUUUAAAAAAAACACCAUAAACAAAUAAAAAAUAAAAAAAGAAUAAAUGAAAUAUUAAAUAAGCUCUAUCUUCCCAUCAAGUGAUUAAGAAGUCUAGAAAGAUGCAAAUUGGCAUUUGAACUGCAGUCCUUGACACGUUUACCCAGAAAUAAGUCCCACUCUGUUCCAUGGAGCUUACUGUUAGGAAAGCAUGCAUAGGAUUGUGGUCUUCAUGUGGCUUUACAGUGGUGCCUCGCAAGACGAAAUUAAUUCGUUCCGCAAGUUUUGUCGUCUUGCGAUUUUUUUCGUCUUGCGAAGCACGGUGUCGGGAAAGUUUUGGAAAAGCUUCAAAAAUCACCAAAGUCUUUAAAAACCUCAAAAAAAGGCUACCACACCGCGUUCUAUGAGUUGCUCCUCGAGUCAGUCGCAACUGUAUUAACGGUGUUAAGAAAAGGAACAAACUUGCAAGACGUUUCCGUCUUGCGAAGCUAGCCCAUAGGGAAAAUCGUCUUGCGAAGCAGCUCAAGAAACGAAAAACCCUUUCGUCUAGCGAGUUUUUCGUCUUGCGAGGCAUUCGUCUUGCGGGGCACCACUGUAGUUACAUAACGUACAUCAUGAAUUGUUUUGAAUCAUUGCAAGCUACCUUGUUUAGAGAAGAUAGAAUUCAUGCCCGCCAACAUUUCUCGGAUGAAAAUAGGGACGUCCCAUUCCAUAAUGAUGAUUUUACUAUUUAUACCCCACACUUCUUACUGGAUUGCCCCAGCCACUCUGGGCAGCUUCCAACAUAUGUAAAAACAUAAUAAAAUAUUAAAAAUUAAGCUCUACCUUGCUUUCAAAUCAGAACCAGUGAAGGUGGUGAAGGUCCUGUGUGAGUGUCUGGUGGCGGUUGAAGGAUGGAUGACAGCUAACAGAUUGGGGUUGAAUCCUGACAAGAAAGAAGUACUCAUUUUUGGAGGACAGGGGGCGAGCAGGUGUGGGGGACUCCCUGGUCCUGAAUGGGAUAACUGUGCCCCUGAAAGACCAGGUGCACAGCCUGGGAGUCAUUUUGGACUCACAGCUGUCCAUGGAGGCGCAGGUCAAUUUUGUGUCCAGGGCCACUGUCUACCAGCUCCAUCUGGUAUGCAGGCUGAAACACUCCCUGCCCACAGUCUGUCUCACCAGAGUAGUACAUGCUCUAGUUAUCUCCUGCUUGGAUUAGUGCAAUGCGCUCUACCUGGGGAUACCUUUGAAGGUGACCUGGAAACUACAACUAAUCCAGAAUGUGGCAACUAGACUGGUGACUGGGAGUGGCCGCCGAGACCAUAUAACCCCGGUCCUUAAAGACCUACAUUGGCACCUAGUAUGUUUCCAAGCAUCAGUUGGUGCUGACCUUUAAAGUGCUAAACGGCCUUGGCCCAGUAUACCUGUAGGAGUGUCUCUACCCCCAUCGUCCAGCCCAGACACUGAGGUCCAGCUCCGAGGGCCUUCUGGCGGUUCCCUCACUACGAGAAGUGAGGUUACAGGGAACCAGGCACAGGGCCUUCUCAGUAGUGGCACCUGCCCUGUGGAAUGCCCUCCCAUCAGAUGUCAAGGAAAUAAGCAAUUAUCUAACUUUUAGAAGACAUCUGAAGGCAGCCCUGUUUAGGGAAGUUUUUAAAGUUUGAAAUUUUAUUCUGUUUUUAGUCUUCUGUUUGGAGCCGCCCGUAGUGGCUGGGGAAACUCAGCCAGAUGGGUGGGGUAUAAAUAAUAAAAUUAUUCCUAUUAUUAACAUUAAAAAAAACCUUCCCUAUACAGGAUUGCCUUCAGACGGCUCGGGAGUCAGAUAACUCUGUAUCCUCCAACAUUUCUCUAGUGAAAAUAGGGAUGUCUUAAGGUAAAGUGGGACAUUCCAGGAUCAAAUCAGAAACCAGGAUGGCUUCUCUAAAUCAGGAACAUCCCUAGAAAAUAGGGACACUGGGAGGGUCUGGGAAUUGAAAUUUAUUUACAUCUCACCCCUCAUUUUUUUAUUUUAUUUCUGAUGUUCUUCUAGGAUGUGUGCAGUAUUUGGCGGUGUCUAUUGUCUCCGCCAUCCUGUGCAGUGCCUUGUGGUGGACAAAGAAACUAGAAGGUAAGGCUAGCAAGAAUUAACCUUUCUCUCCUUUUUAUAUAAAUAUAUAUAUACACAGAACUGCAAGAUGAAAAAUGCUGGAGUCAAUUUUUUAAAAAUGGUUCUUCAAAGAUCUUCCUUGGUAUUAAUAACACAUCAACCUUGAUUAAAAGUAAUUUGUGUAUAGGUCCUCCAGAACAAGGAAAGUGGGUUUAGAAUAUAGAAACUAAAUUAAUUUCCCUGCGAUAUUACUGCAGCCUCCUUCCUGAUCACCCAAGCUUGGAAGACAAAUCAUUUCGGUUGCCGGGGGUCUGGUGAUGAGUGAUGUUAGUUUUCCUUGUGGCCUUACCUACUCUAAUUGAUUUUCAUCAGAUGACAACAAAGCCCUCUGUUAUUGCAUUUUUAAAAAUGAAGCUCACCCAAAGACUCAUCAGAUUAAUCUUUGCUGAUAAUGCAUGUCACUCUAAGAGAAAAGGCUUUAAUGAGUUUUUAGGUAGAUUGUUGUCAUAAACUAUGCUGCCCUCUUACCGUAGGAUGAAUUCUUUUUACAAUAGUAUCGGGCCUCUGGGCAACUUUUUAAAAAGUUGGAUCAAAAUUGGCUGAUUUUUUUUGCUGUGGGAAUGGAAUUCACUCCUGUGAAAGGGCCUAUUAGAAAGAAUGUGUUGGAUCCAGACUUAUUCUGCUUAGAGGAGACCUACCAAAAUCAGCGGGACGUCUGCCGUAAUGAACAUAAAGCCCACUGAUCUCAGUAGGUCCACUUUAAGCAUAGCUAAGUCUGAAUCACACACAGCAUCUUCAUAUAUUGGCUAGACUUGUGACUAAAUGCUCAUCAGUGUGUGUGUGUGUGUGUGUGUGUGUGUGUGUGUGAUGUACUACAAGCUAGGCUUCCCCCAACCCCACUUAAUUAAGCAAGAGCGACUCAUUCACAAUUUGCUUGCUUGACAGCCUGCCAGCCAAAUGCAACAACCAUCAGUUAAGGAGCGAUAGUAGUUCAGUAGUACUACAUGCUUUGUGUGUGGCAGGUCCCAGGUUUGAUCUCCAGUUGCUGAAAAUACACUGGAAAAACUGGCAGCUCAGGGAGUAAGGCAAUGAAAAGUUCAGUGACCUCUGAUGUUCUGCUUAGAUAGUCUUUACCUGUAGAAAUAGCCUUUGUCAACACUGCCCCCUCCCCCACAUUGUCUAGUUAAAGGAGAUGAGGUUUGCAGGACCAAGAGAGAUGUCUGCCUAGCACCUUGGGCAACUAAUCCCAGCAAGCAUUGGCAGUAGUGGCUUAGACAGACCAGUGGUAUAAGGACUUUAAUGAGCAAUUGGUGGAGUAGAUAUAUCCUUUAUUCCAAGUAAAGCAAGUUGAGGGGAAGGUUGUAGGCCUGUUUUGUAUAUUAAAUUCAAUUCUUUAAACACCAGAACCAAAAAUAGGUAAACAGAUUUGCAAAACCACCAUAUAUGUAUGUAAGACCCAGUCUCCUCGCAUCCCUCAGGAGAUGGUGGACUCUCCUUACCUGAAGGUUUAUAAGUAGAGGUUGGGUGGCCAUUUGCCAUGGAUGCUUAAGUUGAGAUUCUUGCAUUGCAGGGGGUUGGACAAUAUGAUUAUCAGGGUCCUUUCCAACUCUACAAUUCUAUGAUUCUGUGUAGAUUCAGUCACCCAUGCACCUAUACAAUUAAGAUUUCUACAAAUGUGAUCCACAUGGCAGUGACCGGAGUGAUUUUGCUAGUUGUUUCCACCUACAACUCAAGAGAAGGACAGUGAAGUGGGUUGAGAUGGCCACCAGUUUAGAUGGCUUUUAAAGAGGAUUAGACAAAUGCAUGGGAAAUAAGGUUGUCAAUGGUUAUUAAAGUAUUUAUUUAGAUUUUAAAAAAUUGUUAAAUUUCUAUCCCAACCUUCCUCUCAAGGGAGCUCCUAAUAGCUUUCUUCUACCUCCACUGUUGGAAACAGCACAUCCUCCAGUUGGUGAGGAUCACAAGUGGGGAGAGUGCUGUUGGACCCUAGUUUUGCUUGCAGGCUUCCCAUUGGGUUAUCUUGUCAGCUGCUUUGAGAACAGGAUGCUGGACUAGAUGGGCCUUUGGCCUGAUCCAGCAAGCUGUUCUUACACUCUUUUGUCCUAUUGAAGAUGGGGAAAAGGAAGAUUGCUUACUGUUUGCGUCAUAUAUGAUGUCGGGUGCAGGGCAGCAAAUGUGGGUUUGGAGUCACCACUGAUUAGUGGUUCCAGCAACCUCCUUUAAGUGUGCUGUGCUAGGCAAGGCCUUUGCAAGGGCCAGUGAUCAGCCGAUAGUUAGUACUUGCAAAGUACCCUUGCCUAACAGCAUGUUUGAGAAGUCCAUUGCUGCGCUUGCAAGCUGAUGUUUUUCCUCUCUAUUUGCAGGUGUGGUUUGAAUGUAAAUGGGCUUGAAAGGGGUACUUUGAAGCUGUGCUGUCAAUGCUAACUGGCACUGAUAGUAUGCCUUCAAAGAAGCUCAGUCUCAACUGGCACUGGAAGUUAACCCCUCUGAAGUUGUCCCCUGUCAUAAUGACAUCAGGUGAUUGGCAGGUGGAUGGCUCCACCCACCUGUCACAGUUGGCCUACGAGGGUUGGGGCAAGAUAAGUAUCUGGCCAGCUCCCCACAUGGAAGCGGGGAGACUGAAAAGAAGAGGAGGAUGCCACAUCAGCCUCACAGAUAAAUCCACCCAUGUUAGUGGCACGUUUUAUGCAGCAGGGUCUUUUCACAGUGGCCAGCCUGAUGCCUGUGGGAAACCUGCAAGCAGGAGUCAAGCAGAAAAGGACUCUCUCCUCCCGUGGUUUCUAGCAACUGGUAUUCAAAAACAUUGCUGCCUUCAACUGAAGAGACAGAGCAUAGCCAACAUGGCUAGUAGCCAUUGAUCGCCUUCUCCUCCAUGAAUUGGUCUAAUUCUCUUUUAAAGCCAUCAGAGUUGUCUAUCCCACUGCCUCCUGUGGGAGCGAGUUCCAUAGUUCAUCUGUGCACUGCAUGGAAAAAAUACUUUCUUUUAUCUGUCUAUAAUCUCCCAGCAUUCAGCUUCAUUGGACGUCUCUGAGUUCUGGUUUUAUGUGUGUGAGACAUAAACUUUUCACUAUUCACUUUCUCCAUGAUCCUGGCCCGUCACCAUCAGCUCAAACCCCACAAAUGCAUGCAAAAUGAACAUGCACCACAUUACACUUGUUUUCAGUGAAUUGCAUUUGCCAUUUUACUGCCCAUUCACUCGGUUUAGAGUGGUUACUAGCCAUGAAUACUGUGCUUCCCAUUUGUGACCUAUUCACAUUCUGAAAGGGGGAAAAAACUUUUUUCCUAGUGUCUGAAAACUUCCUUACGUGCUAAUAUAGAGCUAACUGUGUUUAGGCUGCUUUAUAGAUUGAUUUUGUGUGUAUAUAUAUUUCUGACCCAGAGGUUUGUUCUUAGGUUUGGGCAAAGCAGAUUUGGAUAAGAUUAGUCCUUCAAUGAGAUACUGGGGAAAGGUGGCUUAUAGCAAAGGAAAUGAAAAAAAAGGUUGUCUGGUUACCUUCAGUGUAACGCUUAUUAUUUUGAAGCGUAACUUCCAUUUUUUUAGAGGAUGUCAUGUGACAGAUUACAGGAACGCUCAGAAAGAAUGCUCUUGUCACAAAGAUUUAACUCUGUGCAAGGCAUGUCCUGCAGUUUCUCUGCCGUUAAAUCACUGAAGCUGACAUAACAUGGAAGCAAUGGAAUGGCACUUCCUGAGAUUAAGUAAAGUAAUCAUAACCUUUUUAUAUGAACUGCAUCAUAUUGCUUUCAUGCAAAAUGACAAAAGGUAGAAGGCAUCUUGAGGACUAGCGUUAAUGGAAGAUCAGAAUCCCACAAGUAUUGUUUCUUUCCUAAUUUUCCUGCCAUGGGUUGAAAAUUUUGAGGGCGUACCAAAGCACACGCAUGGAGCUCUUUUCAAACUGGGUCAUCUCAUUCUCAGCAACGAUGUUGAGCACUGCAUGCUCAAAGGCGCACAAGAGCUUUUCCCAGCAUGAGAGAGAGAGAGAGAGAGAGAGAGAGAGAGAGAGAGAGAGAGAGAGAGAGAGAGGCUGAAGCUCCAUGAACAUUCCACCCCCACCCCUAAUAUUUGAGCUCCAUGGGUGUUUCACUGUGAUCAUGGAACAUCCCACAUGUCUGGUCUGCCCCAUUAAUUUUAAUGGCAGGAGUGAAUGGCAAAUACAAAAGGAAAUUGGAACAUUUUCUUCCAUUGAAGUGAAUGUGGAAGCCCUUGCAGACACCAAGAGCCCUAGGAGCGUUAGAGUUCCCAUGGCCCUAGGAAAUGGCUGUGCAAGGCACAUAGCAGAUCAGGAUUUACAGCAGGUGUGAGGAAUCUUUUGUCCUCCAGAUGUUGCUGGACUACCACUCCCAUCAGCCCCAGCAAGCAUAGCCAAUGGCUAGGGAUUGUGGGGGUUGGAGUUCAGCAACAUCUGGAGGGCCAGAGGUUCCACACACAAAAUUUAUAAGUUUAGCAGUCCCUGUCUUGUCUCUUAAUUAUCUCUCCAUGCCACAGAGCCCUGGAUUAUUAUAGAUUAUGUUUAUGUGCCCCAAUAAGUGAGGAUGUGUAACUUUGUAUCUUAAGCAAGAUGCUGAGGAGGGAAAUAGGAGAAAAAAGUUUUUUUCAUAUACAGCAUUCUAGUUAAAAUAAGGGGGAUGGGUUUGUUUUGUUUUGCUAAUGCCACUGGAUACCCAUCAAAUUUGUUGCCUGCUUUGCUUGUGAAUGAGAAUCUCCUCAUGGCUUUUGCCUUUAGGGGGACGAAAAUUGAAUUUCCGCUCCCUAUAAGCUUCCUUUCCUUUUUAAUUUUGUUUCUCAGUUCUUUUAUGCUGCAUAGAUCUUGCUUAUGUGGCUCCAUUUGAUAAGAUUUAAGGUAUUUUAAUUUACGUCUGUAUAUUUUGAGCAGGCCUUACAUUAAAAAUAAUUGCCCGCAUUUUACUUCUAGCACAGUUUUAAGUGCGUUUUCCAAUGAAACAAUCCCGGCCUCCAACUGAAGAGAUGUGACAAAUGUAAAUUUAUAUUUCCAUAGUAAAAAAAAGAUAUAGCAAACACUGUAAUUUACAUAUCUUUCCUGAAAUAUUGCAUAGUGGCUUUGUCAGUGCUGGUAAGUCCAUUUCAAGGAUGUCGCCCUUAGUCCAUUAGUUUGGAUAAUGAGCCCUAUAAAGUACAUUUAUAACUGGUGGCACUUGGCAAGGAGAUGGAUUCUAAUUUUCAUCCUUUUAUCUAGACACAUUGAAGAAGGUCAAUGGAGGGUUCUGUAUGAUUCAUUGUCCUAACACAUAUCAGAUGACAAAGACCUGAUAAUGUCAUUGCAUAAGUGUUUUCCUUAUUUGAACGUGGCACUAGAAAGAAUUCUUCUGCUGAUCAUCCCUUUUGAAGUAGAAACCAGUAUUAAAAGAUGUGUGCAUACACUCUCCCUUCCUACUUUUUGGAUAAAACCUUACUGUAUGUCCGACUUGUUAAGCAUCACUGAAUGAAGGAGAAAAUGGAAAAAAGUGGGGAAAUAAAGAACUAGUGACUUGCUUUUUUGCUUAUUUUGAAUGCUGCAACAUGACAUUUAAUCAACCUCCACUCUUCCCACUGGAAUAUUCAGAGAGAGGGGAGAAAUUGUUUCAUAAACAAUAGAAUAGCUUAUAAUUAAAUAUGAACUGUGCCAGCUUGACCAGACAGUUUGUUAGCAGCAUUUAAAUGAGCAACUCUAAAGUGAUCUUUUUAAAAAGUUAAAAUUAAAUCAGGGUAACGUUGCAAGCUGAAUAGAUGAUCCUAUAUGUCUGCCCAAUUCGGUUUAAGUUAUUUCUUGGUUUUCUGUAUUUAUAUGCCAUCCUUCAACACCACAGCCCCCCAGGGCCCCUUUCCAAUGAGAUAGUAUUUUUCUGCAGUUUUACAAUGAACAAAUAAAGCUGCCCAAUUUAAAAUGGCAGGCUGCGCUAAAACUCAGAACUUUAAAAAACUUUUAAAGACCUCAGUGAACAAUGAGGUCUCCACAUGGCAUCUGAAGGAUCACAGGACAGUGCCAGGUGAGCGACUCUGGGGAUGGGAUUCAAGACCAAGAAGGUCUCGUGUUCCCCUACCUCAUAUUUAUUUAUUUAGAUUAUUUCAAUUAUUUAUUUAGAAAGAUUUAUAAAACACUUGAUCACAAAGCUCUCAUAGCUGCAGUGGUGAGUAGUACCCAUCUGGAUUUGUAGAGCAGGAGGCCAACAGUAGGUGGAGCCAGAGCCAACGACAGGCACAGCCAACUCAUUCUUGUUUUGUCCCCAUCCUCCUUGCUGCUGAGUUCUACAGCACAGAUGGAGGAGAAGGAGGAAGCUGCCAGUCAAUGUUUUCUCCUGGACAGGUUGUAAUUAAGAUGGCAAGCAGGUGAAGGCUGCUUGAGGGCAGCCUGAGGCUGGUGGGGCAGUGUCCCAUUUACCCCCAAUGGAGCUGCCUGCAUUGCUAAACAGUGUACAUGGUAGAGGUGUUCAAAGAAGAGCCUCUUCCAAAAUGAUGGGAUAUGUCAUUGUGAAAUAAUGUAUCAAUAAUAAUAAUAAUCUUUAUUGUGAUCCAACAACCCAUAACAUGGAUUCUGAAUAAAAUACAGAUUCAUACAGACAACCCCUCAGGGAAGGGAGACCGAAGCGUUAUUUGCUUAGACAUGGGUAUGUUGAUCUUUGAUUCGUAUGACUACUGAAAGAAACUUUCCCACGACCACGAUGUAUCCAAUGUUCUAAUACAUUAAUUAUUUCACUUCAGUAGUUUAUGUUUAUAACAUAGUGAUUGGGCAAAUUCAGGGAGAAAUAGUUAAGCCCAUUGAAUGGGACUUGUAUUUGUUUUAUUUAUUAUUUUAUAAUAAAGAAAACAUAAGCUAUUGCCUGCCUUCCUUUUCUAAAAUCAAAUCAAAGUAGCUAACAAAAUAAUAAUAAUAAUAAUAAUAAUAAUAAUAAUACACAAAGCAGUAAAAACAGCCCAAUUACUAAAAUCAAUUUCUUGCAAUAAAACCAUUUUGCUUUAAAAUCAGAAAAGUCAACUUUAACCUAUGCUGAAAGUCCGACAUGGAAAGGUUGAAAGAGUUAAGUAUGUAUAGCCUGGAGAAGAGAUAAUUAAGAGGUGAUAUGAGAGCCGUUUUCAAAUAUUUAAAGGGGUGCUGCACAGAUGAUUUCGACAAAACAUUUGGACAAAUUCCCAGAUGGUGCAAACAGUUCAGCUGUGGAACAGAUUGCCUUAGGUGAUGGACUCUCAUUCAUUAGAAUUAUUUAAACAGGAGCUGGAUGGCCACCUAUCUGGGAUAUUCUAGCAGCACGCCUCCUUCGUCACCAGCAGACUGGAUUCGGUGUCCUGUGGAGUCCCUUCCAACUCUUGUAUUUCUUAAAGGUUUUCAAAAUAAAAAGUGCUUAGUAACUUGCCUGAAGCAUACAAUGAAGGCCUCCUCAAUUUUCUUUUCAUAAAUAUGCCUGUCAAAAAGAAAUGAUUUCCCCUCUAUCUGUCCAUCUUUCUCUUAACAGGUGCAAGGCAGUCAUUGAUCAUUUUGGUCAAAGAAUAAGUGCCAGCUAUUUUGUUGUGGAAGAUAGCUACUUUUCAGAGGAAACCUGUGCAAAUGUGUCCUACAGGUACGUAUCAAGACAGAAAAGAAGCCUAAUAGGUAUUUCAUGCCCCUUUCUGCCAGCCUUAAAGAUUACAAUCACCCAUUACAGGUCUUCAGUUGUCACAUAGUCCUAUGUGAACUACUAUAAAAUGAGUGCAAGCUGUGUAUAGAUGUCCUACAUAUGUCUUCAUUUUCUGUUCCACUCCCUAACUCGCUACUCUUGUGCAUACAUGCACUGGAGACACCUUCCUUCUUAAGAAAUUAUGUGGAUGUUAUGCAUUCAUUCAGGCAUAACAUCAAACCACGGUGUUAAAUGAGACUAGCUCUCAUGACCCACCCUCUUACUCCUCCAGCAGAAGGUUCCACUUAAACUGCUCUUUAGCAUAUUAUCUGAACCCUAAACUGUGGUUAAUCUUAGCUAUGGUUAGCUGAAAUAAGCCAGCUUCAUAAACUGUGGUUUGAAGUUGUAUCGUUUCCACAAUCCAUUUUUAAUAUUAACUGCAGUUUGGGGUACAGAUGACAUAGCUAACUGUGGUUAAUAUAAAAUGGAAGUGAAAGCCGCAGAAUUCCUCCUUACAGUUGUUCUGUGGGUUAUUAAUGCAAGCCUAAUUCAGUACAUUAUCAGAAAACAAAACAAUGGUUUAUCAAGAUCUCAAAACCAAAGGACUAUGUGCCAAAAUUGGCUUGAAAGCAGGGCUUAUAGCAUCUCCCAAGGAAAUAGAUAUGUGUAAACUGGUGAAGUGGUGGGUUGGGAAAGGCAGAUACUUAUAUCCGUACCUGUCUUCUUUCCUUGGUGAGGCUAUUAGCAGCUGCAGCUUUUACCUAAGUGUUUGAUUUCAGACAGGGAAACUCAGAAAGGGAAAGGAUUGUACCUCCCUGAGCAUUUGUCUUUAAGCUUUGACAAAAAACGUGGGAAGAUCUGAUCUUAUGUGUUACAUGUAGCUUGGCCUUCCAACUAAGGGGAAAAAACUCUUCUGUAUUAUAUUGCAAUUCGCCCUGGCAUUUGUGUCCUUGUUCAGGUUCUGGACCAGUUACCCAGGAGAGUAGCUCAGAUGCCUCUUGAAGGCACAAAGAAUUGAACUUUCCUGCAUUUUACACCUAUUCCCUCACCCCCUCCCUGACUCUGCUUCAUUUAUGCCAUUAACCUUUGCUGAGGCAAUUAGUAGCCAGCUAAUGGCUAUUUAAGAAUGUUAAAAAGCUGCCAUAGUGCUCUUGAGGGUCAAGCCAAUGGCCUGUUUGAUCCAGUCUCCUCUCUCUCUCAAUGGCUAAUACUGGAUGCUUCAGAAGGUAUUUAACCAAAACAAGGUAAUUAAAGGAGUAAUACUUCCCCCCACUUUCCUUCUAUGUCAGCUCACUGUCUCUAUUUAUAAGGAAAGUUUCAAUCAUUGCUUGAACUUUAGGUCAGCUUCAAACAUUACUUUGAAGAGCUGAAAUGGGAACCAAGAGUCUAGCUGCUGCUUCCCAGGCUUUUGGGGUAGCAAGCAAACAUUGGAGUGAUAAGGACCUAGGAAGAGCCUUACUCUCUCAGUAAUAGCUGAUCAAGUGCUUCUGGGAAGCCCACCAGUGGGUUGUGAGGGCAAUAGCCCUCACCUGUUGUUGUCUCCCAGGAACUGGUAUUCAUAGGCAUGCUGCCUCUGCAUCUGGAGGCACCAUGCCUUGUACUAGUUGCUGAGAGGCAGGAAUGAGGGAGAGCAUCUGGUUGGCCACUAUGGAGAUGCUGGACUAGGUGGCCCUUUGGUCUGGUGCACCAGGACUCUUUUUGAACGCAUUGGGAUGUCCAAAUAAAAAAAGAGCCCCUUGCUUUCUGAAAACUUAAUCUUUUUUUUUUUUUAAACCAAUUAAAUUUAUUGAACCGUGUAGCCAUUAAGUUCUUAUGGAUAAACCCCUGGAGGAAGUCAUGCUGGCUGUUUACUAUCUCCAGGCAAAAUGCCUCUGAAUACCAGUUACUGAGGAAAAAAACAGCAGUAGAGGCCUGUUUCACUUACCUCCUGCUUGUGGGCUUCCCCAAAGCAUUUGGCUGGCUACUGUGGGAAACAGGAUUUCUUACAAAUGUGGUACAUACACUUCAUUCUUCAUCCUCGUUGUAGAUGAAGAUAUCCAAUAAUGUGAUAGCCACUAUUGAUCCAUGCAGAAGUCUCCAUUUCCAGUCUGUCAUAAGGCUGUUUAUUACUCCUCCUUUGCACACUCCUCCUUUACGUGCACUUCAAGUUCAGCCAAUUUCAAGUUCAUCACAUUACAUGAUUUCCCCCCCGGGCAGUGGUUUCAGUCUCUUCAGUAAAGAAAACAUAUGGAACUAGAUCAAAAUUGUGGCUUGUAGUCCAAGAAUCUUAAUUACAGAGGUAUACCUUCCCCUUUCCUAUGCAGCCCAUUAUUUUAUUAAAUAAGGAAGCUUGGUCCGAUGUGUCUUUUGAGAAACACCAUGUUGAUUGCCAAAUAAACACAAUUCCGUCCCGCCCUCCUUCAGUUAUGUUGUGCUGCUUGUUCUUCACUAACAUAUUGGCAAGAUGCUAUCCAUAUACAGUGGUACCUCGGGUUACAUACGCUUCAGGUUACAGACUCCGCUAACCCAGAAAUAGUACCUCAGGUUAAGAACUUUGCUUCAGGAUGAGAACAGAAAUCGGGCGGUGGCGGCGCAGCAGCAGGAAGGCCCCAUUAGCUAAAGUGAUGCUUCAGGUUAAGAACAGUUUCAGGUUAAGAACAGACCUCAAGAACGAAUUAAGUUCUUAACCCGAGGUACCACUGUACACUUCAUUGAUGGCAGAGCUGAGCUGAAAGCAGCUGCAUAGUGAGCCCCAGGAACCAUAAUUAUGAUCCAGUGAGUACUGCUGUUGACCAAGCAAAUCUACAGCCUGAUUUGGGAGUCUUUCUAGUCAUUCCUGUUGAGAGGAAAAUGAAGGCUAGCAUAGGUAGGCAGAGUCACAAGCCCAGGAACUAUUCAGGAGAAGGUCCGUAGCUCAGUGGUAGAGCAUUUGCUUUGCAUGCAGAAGGUCCCAGGUUCAAUCUCCAGGUAGGCUUGGGAAUGUCCCCUAUGUGAAACCCUGAAGAACUGUUAUCAAUCAGUGUAAACCCCCUGGAGAACCAUUGGCUGUUCAGAUGUUGCUGAAAUGCGACUCACAUCAGCUGCAGCAAGUGUAGCCAGUGACCAGAGGUGAUGAGAAUUGUUCAGCAAUAUUUGGAAGGUGAAAUGUUCCUUGCACCUGGUAUAGACAAGUACUGAACUAGAACCAAUGGCCUGACUCUAUAAGGUAGCUUCCUAUGUUCUAUGUACCGUACUUUUCUCUCUAUAACACACAGAUUUUUUUCUCCUAAAAAGUAAGGGGAAAUGUCUGUGCGUGUUAUUGAGCGAAUGUGUGGUCCCUGGAGCCGACUGGCCCGAGUGCAGGGGCAAAAAUCAGGCAAAAAUCAAAUCGCGCGUCAGGGAGGAGGGACGCCUGAAGAGAGGAAGCUGUUGCUUUCCUGCAUUCUGCCUCAGGUUCUUACUGCCCACCCUCUUCUGUUUCGGUUGCUGUUUGCUCAAACGGAAAAAAGAGCAGGGAAAUCCCCUCCCCUCCAGGCAAGCAGAGGGGAAAGGAAAGGAUCGCGUCCUUCCUUCUAAUUCCUCUCUGUGCUCCGGUGCUUCUGCAUUUUAGGGACUCGCAGGCAGCUGGAAAACAUGCAGGUGGGAGAGAGAGGGGGGGGCUGGCUUGGGUGGGUGGGUGGAAACUUUUGCCUUCCUUUCCUCCCUCCCGUUAAAUCCCUCUCCUGCAUUCUUAGCCAGCUGCUUCUCUGCAUACCCCUCUCGUGCUCCUUGUCGCUUCUGUGUUUUUCCUUCCCUCCCCACUUAAAACGUCGUUACAAAGCACAGAUCCACAUGGAUCCUCAGGAUCUUUGCAUUGGGUCACCCCAAAUUCACCAUCAGAUCACAUAGCAUGUCCAUGGCUACAGCCUGCACCAAAAAAAUCACGCACCCACUGUUGCCUGGGGCCACAAUGGUGCAAAAACGUGGUUACAGAUCUACAGGGAUUCUCAGGAUUUUUGCAUUAGGUCACCCCAAAUUCACCAUCAGAUCACAUGUCUGUGGCCACAGCAUGAGGCACAAAAAUGAUACAUCCACUGUUUCAUUCAGAACCCCCCCCCCUUGUUUUCCUCCUCUAAAAAUGAUGUGCGUGUUAUGGUCAGGUGCGUGUUAUAGAGCAAAAAAUACGGUAUAUCUCAAUAUAGAACAAAACAUGCAACCCUGGUGACUCUCCAUGUGGGUCAACAGCACACAGACCCAUGACUUCUAUCUGCAGCAGCUUCUAAUAGCAGCAGACUACUCCAGCAGCUUCUUGUGCCCUCCACACACUCUGUUUUGUUCAGUUGGUGGUGGCAGAAGUGCCCUUGGCCUUAGGUUCUCCUACUUUCGUCAUUUGGCAGUGGUUCCACAUUUAUAAAUUUUCUUAUUCUUUUCAUAUUUGUAGUGGCAAAGAUCCAAAUAGCUAUUUUAGGUGAACAUAAGGGAUGAAGAACCUGCUGCUCUCUUGGUGUUGUUGGAUGCCAAAACUCAUUAUCCUUGACUAUUGGCCAUGUUGGUAGGGGCGGAUGGGAGAUGGAAUGCAGUGACACCUGGAUGGCUACCGGUUCCCUUCCUCUGGCCUAGAGGAAUUUUAAAAAUACAUCAGAACCCUGCACCUUACUGCAAGCUGCUGUUGAAUGUCCCCUUCAUUUCAAAGGUAGUUUGCCAUGUGGCGUGUUGUGGGAGAAACAUAAGCCCAAAGCCUCUAGGUGUAUUCCCACUAGCUGCACAGUUCUUUGGCUCUCAGUCAUUGGCUGUAUUGGUUGAUGUGUUUGCAUAUUUCUACACUCUAAAACAAUUUGCUAUUAGAGUGAUUCUGUGAUGGGUGAAGUAAACAUUAUGUUCCAUACGGAGUACUGAGUAUAUUCAUUAUAACUUGAUAAAUAUUAAGAGUCAGAUCUGGCAGCCUUCAUAUAUGCAUGCACUUGAGUCAUUGUUAAUUUCUUAGCUAAGCUGGCCAUAUGCAAAUGUGUCAUUAGCAAUGUGCAAGCUGGUGGAAUGUUAGUUUCUCAUGGUGGUAAUAGUUAUUUUUGGAGAGAGAGAAACCCUGAAUCCAUAUGGCUGCUUUCUUCUUAUGUUUUGGUGAUAGACCAUAAUUGCUUUAUUCACUUACAGGCAGAUCUCCAGAGCGGUUCUCAUUACUGAUCGGUCGAUUUUGAAGGCAAGCUCAGAUCAGCAGGUUAGCACAUCCAUUAAGCAUUGGUAACUUUCUGCCUUAUAAACAGCUGCUUGCUUGUGACUGUAUUUUCAAUCACAAUUUCCAUUCAUUGUAAAGCCAUUUAAGUGCCUUUGUCACCAUUAGACGCAUUUGCCAGGAAGCAGGAGAGUUUUUAAGUUUGAAGGCUCAAAACUUGGAAAUGGACAAACAAGAUCAUAGAUGCUUGAUCAAUGAAGUUAAUUCUUAAGUAUAAGCAAAGGUUAUGUGUUGGAUCCAGGUUAAGUUAAUCACACUUUAGUCCCAUUGACAUCAAAGAAACAAGUUGGACACAACAACUUAACCUGGAUCUAACCUGCCUAACAGAUAGAUGGAGCUUAUAAACAUCAAGUUAGAGAUCUGGUCCCACUUCUCUGCACAUAAUCUAUAUAUCUCAUUUAUAUUUGGAUCUCUAUUUUAUUGCAAUUAUAAUUCCAGCUUUCUUCCAACAUGGUAGUCUUCAAGCAUGUACAUUUGGGUUCCCAAGCAGUCUCCCAUCCAAACACAUACCAGGCCCAGACAAACAACAGGUUGCUUGAAACCAUGGCCUUUCCUUCAAGGGGAUUGGUAGUGUUACAACAACCCUAUUGGUAGAUUAAACCAAGGCUAUGAUUGACCUAAAUUUGCCAGUGAGCUUCAUGGCUGAGUGAGGAUUUGGACAAAUGUCUUCCGGAUUCAAGGUCAACGUUCUACACCCCACUGCAUCUCUGUAUAACUUCCAAAUCUAAAACUAUAAACUGUAGGUUGUAACAGGAACAAGUAUACAGAUCAGCCUUACAGAUCAGCUUUGCAAAUCAGAUAAAACCAGAGAUCCUUUAAAAUAAUCCUAUUACAUAAGUAUGCAUAUAAAGUUGCCUGGUUUAAAUUUGGAAAAUCUCUGCAGCCAAUGUAGAUGAAGCUACUUGACUAGGAGGGCGGGAUACAAAUAAAAAUUAUUAUUAUUAUUAUUAGUAGUAGUAAAGGUAAAGGGACCCCUGACCAUUAGGUCCAGUUGUGACCGACUCUGGGGCUGCGGCGCUCAUCUCACUUUAUUGGUCGAGGGAGCCGGCGUACAGCUUCCAGAUCUUGUGGCCAGCAUGACUAAGCUGCUUCUGGCGAACCAGAGCAGCGCACGGAAACGCCAUUUACCUUCCCGCCGGAGCGGUACCUAUUUAUCUACUUGCACUUUGACGUGCUUUCGAACUGCUAGGUUGACAGGAGCAGGGACCGAGCAACGGGAGCUCACCCCGUCACGGGGAUUCAAACCGCCGACCUUCUGAUCGGCAAGUCCUAGGCUCUGUGGUUUAACCCACAGCGCCACCCGCGUCCCUAUUAUUAUUAUUAUUAUUAUUAUUAUUAUUAUUAAUAAUUUAUUUCUAGUCUCAUUUUGAAUGGGACAAUCAAUUGUAGAGCAAGGGAUAUGUUCCAUCUCUACAAAUACAUCUCACGUGAACAAAUACAGUGCCUCCAAUCACAUUUCCAUAGUGGCCAUUUCCUUAGUAGACAUCGUUUAUUGCUGAAAUCUAAAUGCUACACUUUUCUUAAGCAAAGCAUACCAUUGAGAAGAGCACAGUGGUUGUGGCUUUCAAUAAAAUAGGCAUAAUUAGGCAGCAGGGGCAAACAUCCCUCAGUCUCUUUUUGAAUAGCGCUUUGGCAGACUUGGGUUUAUAAUAUGCUAAAUAUGCUGGUGCAAAGGCAAAAGGGCCUUGCAUUGUAGCCUGCAAAGAACUACUAGAUGGAUUCUUUUGGAAGACUUUUUAAAGAGAUUCUGUUUUCUUUGCUUUCCAGAUUUCCAUUUUGACUGUCCCACCUAUGGAGCCAGGUCAGCCUGCUGUCUGCCUCAUAGAACUAUGUUCUUCAACCAUGACAUGCAUGAAAAAUACAUGUGAGUACAUGUUCUGACUUUGUUCUUUGUUAUUGUGGCAAGAAAGGAAGUGCCAACUCUCAGUAGGAAUGGCAAAUACCCUAUAAAUUUCAGGAACAUAGCCAAUACAUGCUUGAUAGCAACAUGCAUAUUUGUCCUGACUUAACACUGGUGUGAAAGGGACUUGCAAGUAGUAGUAGUAGUAGUAGAUAUAGCAGUAGAUACACUCCAGGAACCUGUCACCAACAGCUGCUCUCUGGCAUAGAUUCCUCUGUGUGUGUUUUUAGGGAUGAGCAAAUCUGUCAGUUUCAGGUUCUCUCUGUUUCUUUUUUUCUAAUUUUAAAUUCAGUUUCCCACAUUUAUUUGCAAAUUCUUUUUUUAUAUCAGAAAGUUCUUUUGAAAAUCUAUAUAUAUUUUCGAAAGCUGUUUUUCCUAAUAUGGUGCAUUUUUUUGUCUGCUGUUUUCACUUAUAUGCCCUUUUUUGGAUCCUUUUUCUAGUAUAUUUAUUUUUGUGCCCAUUACUUGGGGUGUUACAGGAGUAAGUAGUACCUCUGGUGGGGGACACACCAUGCUCCUUCUGGGGUGGUUUGUCCACCUUUAGUCUCCACCCUGCACUCAGCUCUUGUGGCUCCUGCAAACAGUCAGCAUGUGACAGCGAUCACACACCAGGAACAGCUUUGACCUGCCGGCUACACCAGGUGAGGGUAGCUGAUGGGUCUCAAACCCUCGGUGAGUUAGAGACUUCCCCUGCAUGCAAAGACAUGCUCUGGUGGAUUGAGUGGACAAGACCGAUAGUGGGUCCAGUGGUCAAGAAGACAGUUUCUGCACAUGCUAUGGAGGGGCAGAUAGGGCUUGUCAACCUGGAAAGGAAGCCCAUCUAGGAGAAGUAAAACUCUUAUCCUAAACCUUGUUGGACCCUUCACUUUUGGGAGUAGAAAAGGCUCAGGAGUAAACCCUACACAAAUCUGGAGUGGAGUCCCUAAGACACUUGGAUGGCGCCUUGUAUGCCUCCUUCUGGCAACUCCUUCAACCAAGCUGCUGCCAAACAUAUUGUUCUUCUUUCCUUUGGUACAUGUCAUCUGGGCAUCUCAGGACAUCCGCGCACACUGCCCAGGCUAGCACUCCAGGGAGGUCAGCUUGAUGCUGCUAAUGCAGCAGUUUGAAUUCACCUCUGGAGUCACGCUCGGUUGUCUGUUGAGACAAACAGAUGCCAACAAGAACAACUUAGAGAAUUGCAUUGCAAAAUUUGGAGAAAUUUGAUUGAAGAUUCAAUAUAAAAUUAUCCCAUAUCCCCAGUAUUUCUGUAAUCUUCUGUUUGCAUCAAUCUCCCAAGCCCUUUAUCUGCCAGGCCAAAACCCAAUAUGUAGCCAAUUCUGUUACCUAUUUAAAUGGUUGCAGCUACAAAAUGUAGCAGCAGUAAAUGAGAUUAAUAUAUAUGUAUUUGCAUAAGAAUAGCUUAAAGGAAAUGGGACCUUGUUAAUAUAGCAAUAAAGUUUUUUGAUGAUUUCUGUGUUUUAACAGUAUAUAAUAUAUUGUAUAGAAAAGUAAUGACAUUCCUGAAAAGGGCUUUGUGGCAUUUCCUCUAAGAGAUCUCCUUAUUAGAAAGGUUUUUCAAAUAAACUGCAUUGAAAUGCGGAUGUUAAAGGUUGGAACAAAUACUUGCCCAGGCAAUUUAAUUUCCUAUCCAUUUGCCUUUUCUUGACAACGGAACGUUUACUAUUAAAGUUCUGCUCUGAACAUAAUAAACUAAGGGGGUCUAAAACAUAACUGUUUCCAGUUGCUUGGGGAAUCUUUUUUAAAAAUUGAACUUCUGUAUUAUCGGUGGUAUAUUGACCUUGUGUGGGGUUCAUUUUACAGGUAGAACUAUCCUGCUUGCACAAUGGGAUGGGGGGGUGGAAGUUGGAAUAACUAGUGAGAGAGGAGAGACCUUUCUCAUACCCAGUUGCUUACAGUGUGGGGUGGAGACAGGGCAAGUAUCACUUAAGGACCUUUCUAGGUAGUGUGUCAUCAGCUGCUGUCUCAAAAUGCCACAAUCUCACACCAAACCUGCUCAUUGUGUGUCCCAAAAAACUGAACUGAGACACCCACUUUCCAAGAUUAAUAAAUUGCAAACGAUGAAAACUAAGGAAGUUCUGCACUAGUUUGAGAAGUAGCUGUUCUUAUGAUCUGCCUAUAGACUUUGUGUGUUUUUCCCACUACUACCUUUUGUUAUUAAAAAUCACUUUAAUAAGCUUUUAUUAAAAAGUCUAUAAUUAUGUAUUUACACUUCAGGUCAAUUGGACUACUAAUGCUCAUUCAUUAAAAUGACAGGUGGUUAGCUAAUUUUUAUAUAUAUAUAAAAACUCUAUUAUAGCACACCACAGGAAGCCCAUAUCUGCAAGGCAUUAGCACUUAGCUUUUCUUCUCUAGUCAAUGAGUUUACAACUGUAUUGCCAAAUGGAGGGUAAACACCCAUCGCAUUCCUCUGCCCUGCUUGCCCCAUCUGGUUAUGGCUGUUCUCAAACAUUUUUAAAGUGUUCCUUUAGCUUCAAUGGGUGCAAUGUCCCCCCCCCCCCCAGUUAGCAUAUAUGAUUUUUUUCCAUUUUGCAAACUGUUUGCUGUUGUCAUUGUGCUGUCAUGAAUAUAGCUUUCAGCUUGGACAUUGAGUUCCAUGUUCAAAUCUCUACCUGACUAUUAUUUAUUUAUAUAUUUACCACGUAGUUUUCUAAGCAGUUUACAAGUAUAUAAUUAUGCAAGCAUAUGAAAAUACAAACAUCUAUAAUUAAGAAAUGCAAUGAAACAGUGUGGCCAGUGUGGCGUAGUGGUUAAGAGCAGUAGACUCGUAAUCUGGUGAAUGGGGUUCGCUUCCCCGCUCCUCCACCUCCUUGGGCCAGUCACACUUCUCUGAAGUCUCUCAGCCUCACUCACCUUGCAGAGUGUUUGUUGUGGGGGAGGAAGGGAAAGGAGAUUGUUAGCCACUUUGAGACUCCUUAGGGUAGUGAUAAAGCGGGAUAUCAAAUCCAAACUCCUCUUCUCCUCCACCUCCUCCUCCUCCUCCUCCUCCUCCUCCUCCUCCUUCUUUCCAUUCAUUUCAGUGGGUAUACCCAGAGUAUGACUGAUGUAGAUAGUCAUACCAACUGGUAGUCCAUGAACCCCAGGGUGUCCACGUAACCCAUCCAGGGGGGCCUUGGCACCAUUCACAUAACAAAAAGUACAGUAGAGAUAUCAAAAUGGGGGGCCCAUGGCUUGGCUUUUGAAAAUCAGGGGGUCCACAAUACAUAGCUAAUUGGAAACCACUGCUUUAGGCUAUUCAGACAGGGUGCCCUCCCCAGCCCUGAAUGAAUUACUCAAAGACCAGCAGUGGCACACGGUAUAACUAAUUUAGUUAAACCCAAUUACAUCAGAGACACACUGCCAAGGCAGUGGGGGGGGGGCAUGCUGAUGGCUCAUAGCAGUAACAUCACAUGUGAUCAGAUAAUUAUAUAGUAAAUUAAAGCGAACUUCAAUUAUCGUGGUUUUAAUAGGAAAAAAAAGAUUUUAUGGCAAACGUUCUACAAAAUAGCAAACUCUUCAGUUUUCUCUGCAUUUGCUUAUUUAUUUAUUUUUAAAAUUAUAUCACUCCUUUUUAUUAUUUAAGAAUUCUGAAGGCAUAUGGAAAGAAUAGGUUAAACAAUAAUAAAAGUUAAGCAUUAAAAUGUAGAUUCCAAAAACUCAAAUGAUAAAACAAGCAAAGCAAAUAAUCAAGAUAAAUCUCAAAUUUAGAGUGUGGACAGGUGUGGGUUUUUUUUUAACCUAAAAAAUGAUUAGAAUGCUCUGGGGGAGCAUCCACAGAGGUGCAGCAACUAGCCACAGUGGCUGUGGUUCUACCUCCAGUUGUCACAGUAUGACUCUGAAUGCCAGUUGCUGGAAAAAAUUGCAGGUGGGGAGUGUGUGUUAUGCUCAGAUUCCGCUUGCAGUUUUCUUUUAGACAUCUGACUGGCACUUUGAGAACAGAGUGCUGGAUCAGAUAGGCCUUUGGCCUGAUGCAGCAAGGUUCUUCUUCUGCUGUCUAUAGAGCCUUCUUAUUUGUGAUGAUCACUUCUGGAGACCCUGCUCUCGGAAAUCUUGGAAGGGAAUCUAGACGAUGGAAUUGUCCAAGAUGGUAGAGGAACUGGAUGCUAUUGACGCAUGCAAUAGCAGUGGCCAGACUCAGCAUUCGAAACUUCUCUGUUGCUCAUAUUCAAAAUGCAAGCUUCUUUCUUUGAAGUUUUUAGGGAGAGGUGGUUGUUGUUGUUAUUUUUUUUAAAAAAAGGCUUAUCCAGUUAUUUUAGAAAGCGGGGAGGGACAAAGAUUGAUUUUUGCAUAUUAAUAGCUGAAAUAGUGUUUAAGGUAUUUUACUCAUGACUUGAUUUCAGUUGGUGGUGCUUGCUUCUUCUUCUUUUUAAUUGUUGUCACCUGGGUUGGAAAUUAUUUUAAAUUGCAAAGCUAUGUGCAAUUUUAAAUGCAGUUCAGGGUGGAUUCACAUGACCACGUUUUAGUGCAAUGAGGAAGUUUACCAUGCCAUAUCACUGCCAUUGAAUGUUGUCCCCCCAAGAAAGUUGCAGCUUCUUCGCCCCAGAAGAAGACUGACCUGAUAAAUGCUGCACUGUCUACACGUGAUGCUGCCCAGUUCCAAGCUGACCUACACUUUUAACACUAAUAGUCAAAAUUGUAAAUGCCAGGCUGUGGAGGAUCCUAAAAGUGCCUUUCUAUCCCAUUCCAACAGAUUUGGUGCAUUUAACAUGUUCGUCCAUUAAAACUGCUAAAGAAGAUUUGGAGCCUGUUGUGGGCCAGUUGUUCAGUGAAAGUACAGAAACAGGUAAAUGCUUUGUUUUGUUUUACUUUAAAACAAAAGUCAUGCUUUACAAUCUUCUCUCUCAGCCCAAGUUGAUUGACAGCCAUUCCACCACUUAGGUAUCAGAAGUCACGUCAAAAGCCUUGCUGAUUAUGUGUGUGCAUCUUUUUAUUUACUUUAUGUUUUAUCAGACAAAAUGAGAAGCUAGUUCUAUGUGCAUCUCUGGAUGUGCCAUGGUCCUCCUAUGGUGACUGUCCAGGUUCAGUAUUGUCUGGGGAGGCACUUGCUUUGGAGUGCCAUGGAACUUAAUCAUACAGAAUAACAACAAAUCACACUGUAAAUUUGUAGGGCUAUUUAUUUAUUUAUGCAGGUAUUACUUUUUCAACUCCCAUUAGCAGACCAGAGAGACGGUUCAUAUAAACACUGCAAAUCCGUUUUCUAUUGCUCCCAAUUCAUCUCCCGUAAUUUAACUUAAAGAGAAAAAAAACCUGAAACCAAACCAGCAUUGUACAGAUUCGGAAAAAAACACACUUCGGAAUACGAGAAAGUGGUUAGAUUGCCACUUAGCAUCAUCUUGUCCUUUCCCUCCUGCCUCCUUCUUAACAUUAAUCUUAAUGCUUAAAGUGAUCUGGUUUUGAAGUGAUGUAUUGUUUAGAAGCUGCCUGAAAUUCUUUUGGAGGAACUCUGUGAUCAGGAGGGUCCUCAGGUGCACUGAGGCACUGAGAAGCUAGUUUUCACUGACACAUAGGCCUUUUUAUCAUCAAGAUGAGGUAGUGGUCAUAUUUUAAUUAAAAUGUCAGAACAAAUACUGUUGGAGUUAUUGAAAAUGAAUCACCAGAUAAAGUGAGCACUGGGCCAUGGCAGGUCAGAGAAGCAAAGUCACCUGAAGAAGAGGACUCUAUUCAUUUUCUUGCCUAAAUGAGGAAGAAGUAACUUCUUUUUUUUUAAGGGUACUAGGAACUUUUAAUAAUAUUUUUAAAAGAAUGCACUGCGUCAGGCUUUAUGCUGGUUGACUAUCCCUUCCAAAUAGAUUGGAAAAGGUAAACUGCUCUCUCCUUGAGAACAGUCAUUAUACAUCUGUUUAAACACACGCGCACGCACGCGCGCACACACACACACACACGAGAGAGAGAGAGAGAGAUUAGUUGUCCUGUGCUUGCCUUUAAGAAUACCUUCAAACCUCUGUUCUUAUCCAUUAUGAAAGGCUUCUCUCUUUCUAAGCGAUGUGAGCAUAGCAUUUGUUUUAAAUUUUAUUUCAGGGGGGUGUGUGUUUCCCCCUCUUCCCUGCCUUAAAAGCCUCAGGGUUGGUUACCGCUUCUUUCCCAGUCGUGUACACAUAAUUAAAAUGCAGAGCAGCAAGACUUAAUAUUCCCAAACAGAAAGCCAACAACAAAUCCUGGUUGACUGCUCAUGGUCUCUCUGUGUGGGAAAUGAAACAAGAGCCCAAGUUCAGAUGAUACAGGUGUGCUUGUGUUGUCUGUGACAUGGCAGAGCAGGGGAGAUGUGCCACAGGAAAUUUUGAGCAAGGUGUACCAGCACACUGCUUGUUCAUGUUAAACUAUGGUUUGUUUAAUAUGAUGUGCAAUUGGGGCCAUAGUGACUGGCCGCAAGUUGCCUAGUGAGCUUCAUGCCUAAGUGUGGAUUUGAAGCCAGAUCUUCUCAGUCCAACAUACCACCCUCAUUGCUACAGAAUUAUAUAUACACACAUCUGAACAGGGCCCCUGAAAAGCUAUCUGUGUGUGGAAGAUACCACCUAAGUAAGAUCCUGUGUAUGAGGUCAGCCACUGCUUCCUGAGGCAGUAGAGGCUGGUAUCUUCCAUUGUUUUGAAGGCGUGCUAGUCUGUGGCUUGCUGUAUAUAACAGCCUGUGUUGCCUUGGUUCCAUUUUGAGCCCUAAAACCCAUACUGGAGUGCUUAAGCAGUGGGGUCGUCCUCUUUAGUUGAUCUCAGUGCCCAUGAACACUCUCUGCUCUGAGUGAAACCCCUUCUAGGAGAUGCUCUAAAUCUCCUUGAAUAUGGUUUUCUACUCAGUUUGAGGUUCAAAACUUUCUCAAGGAACUCUAUGAUUCCCAUGGGCCCCUGAAUUAAUCAGUCUGAUGCUUUGUUCACUUUUCCUUUUUGCAAAGCCAUAUUUAAUAACCAGAAGCAGGGGGGCUCUCAGAUGCUUUCAGAUAUCCAUUUCAGAGAGACUUAUUCCACAAUCUGGGUACCAGCAACAAAAGGGCCUCGUCCAUAAUCCCCAAAGGUGGGAGAAUCUAGAGCACAACCUCCAAUAAUUUGCCUUUCCAACAUUUUGCUGUACUGUACAAGUCUUGCUGCAUUUUAAUUCUGGUGAGUAAUGUCUUCCCCCCAUUGUUCCAGAAAGUGAAGGCGCAGGAGAAGGGCAAAAGCCUCAGAUUCUCUGGUCGGUAUAUUUCAACAUGAGAGACUCCUCUGGUGUAGAUAGGACAUCCUAUGCCAAUUUGCCUCCCAACAUCUAUGUUUGUUCUGGGCCAGACAACGCAUUGGGAAAUGACUGUGCUGUCAAACAGGUAAGGGAGGUGUCUCAUGUUUUUCAGCUUUUGACUGAGGAACAUUCAGGGUGAUGGUACACGGCAGGGUUGUAAUACCUAUUUUGUUUUGUGGUCCAGUCAAGAAAUAUAGGCAAGUGGGGUUUCUGCAACAAAAUGUGCAUGUGUUGGCUUAUGUAGACCACUUAGAGUUUAUGGAUGAUUAAACCACAUAUAAAUCCUGUUAAUUAAAAUUAAAGUAAGUUAGAUGUGACUCAGGGGGCUGAAAAAAGAACAUGCUAGCAUCAAAGACAGGAGUCCUAUUUACUUUUAGAACUGCAAACAAUGUCUGUUGCAAGUACCAGUUGAACACAAGGCUUCUGCAUGCAAUUGAGUGCUGGACUUGGCCUGGGAGGAGGUCUGAGAGCAGUAAACUGCCUUUUGCUGCAACCUGAGAGAGGCAGAGGGAUUGACUGAGACUCUAGACCCUUGGUUCCCAAUGUGGGGCACACGCCUCAUGGGGGGCAAUUUGAUUUUUAAGGGGAGGCAAUUCGAGAAUGAGUUAUUAACAGUGAAUGGCCUUUUAGGCUUCCUCCAUAUGAAUAGGAGUUCACUUUUUGAAUAAUAAGAAUUAUACGUCGGGGGGGGGGGCAUCGAGAUUUUAAAGAUGCUUAGGUGGGGCAUGGCCAAAAAAAGGUUGGGAACCACUUCUCUAGACCAAUCUAGCGAAACUUACCGGAAGAAUAAGAAAUCAAGAUAACAAACUUUUAAUAAAAGAAUGGAAAUGGUUUAUUGAAUAUUUACAGAUACAUUGCAAACAGAUAAAAACAUUAGCAGGAUUAUUGUAAUAACCUGCAGUUUCAUAAGAAUAUGUAUUUAAAAUACAUAAUUUAAUGAGCAAAUUAAAUGAAUUUGGAUAUGCAGAAGAUAUUAAAAAAUAAAUUUCAGGAACCGAAGAAAGAGGCGGAAGGAAGUCAAACUUUGAAAUGCUAAAUUGAUUGUAAAACUAAUGAAAUGCAUAAAUUUGAAAAGCAUAAAAAACUUAAAAAAUAAGAGAGACUAGAUCAGUCUCAGCCCCUCCUUUGACCUACAGUGUGCACAGUGUAUUGUAUUGUAUUGCAGCGCUGCCUUAAGCUACUCUCUCCCUCUCCCACUUGCUGCUCAUAUAACAGUGAACUACACUGCAAGGUUGUUGCAUGCUACUCUCACAGCCCAACCUGCUAAAUGGGGAUAGGAGAAAUUGGGAACACUUUAGGAUUGUUAUAAACUAUUCAGGAUUGUUAUGAACAAGUCUGACCUGCAGUAUUCAAUGUUAAAUACACCAUGGGGCUGUCUUAAGCCACACUCUCUAGCUCUAGGCCCUUCCAGCCUGCCAUAUGGAAACAUUAAACUGCAUUUGCUUUGGAAUUUCUAUUAGCAGGGCUGUUAGUUAAAUGCUUCACACAGUAAGAGCUGAGUUACAGAGAGUGAGGAGUCUUCUCUAUUGGGUUUGGAGGGGGGUAUGUGUCUCUUGGAUAUAUCAAUUGAUUGUCUAUGGGCUGCUCUCAAUUCCAUACCCAGGGACAUUUAAUUAUAGCUUCUUAAAGUGAACUGGGGAAUGACCUACCCCGACAAUGGGGUGGUUCCAUUGGCCCUUUUUAUAUGCACAAACAUUUUCCCACACCCUCUUCUGCUGGCUCAUAUGGGUUUGAGGAAUUGGGGGUGGGAGGAGGGAAGAAAUGGAGCAAAGGUAGACAGCAGAAGAGAAGGAUAUAUAGAAUAGACAGCCUCCUCUCUCCUUGUCUGUGCUGUUUCCUUUCUUCCACCCUAGUUCUAUUAUGAUGGAGACAGUUAGUGUGUUGUAGGAAGACAGGUGGGUAGAGGUGAUUUCUCCAAUACUUCAAAUUGCACCCCCCCCAAAAAAAAACACGUAUUAAACAACCUUUCUUGGUUUUUUGGAAGCACGGAGGAAGCUUGGGCAUUUCCCCCCAAAUUAAUCUAAGAAGAUUUUGCUAGAGUUCACCCAGUUCUAGAAAUCAAUCUCCAACAGUAUCUUUUUUAUUAAAAAAAGGAGGGAGGAAAAGAUAAUUUAUUAAUAUUAUCACAGAAGCCUUCUUCCAAUAUAAGUCUUUGAUCUUCAUCUUUUAUCCUCUUACCAGUCAAAUUAUUGCCUUGUAAAACAAAAUUAAGGCUACUAUUAGCCUUUGAAUAUACAGAUCAGAUGUGAGCAUUCAGGCUGUGUCAGCUGUUCUGUUAAAAAGCCCAUUGAUAACGGCCAUAGGGAGGGCAACUGCAGCUGCUUAAAAUUUCUUGCAUAUAUUCUCACUUGGCCUGAGUCAUUUAAAAAUUAAUGGUUGCUAUAGCCUUGUGAGCGUAAGAAGUUGUGCAUGUUAUCCUUGCAUGCUCACUCGGACAGGCAUGGCUAAAAAUGUUUCUAUGUAGUCCUAUCUGGAUAUCAGAAUGUAAAAAUAUAUGCUGCUCACUUUGCUCUCUACCAUUUGAAAUCAGUGGGACUUAGAAGUGUUCAACCCUGACAGCAUUGUGGCCACAAUUAUAUGUAUAAAAAGGUACCCCUGCCCGUACGGGCCAGUAUUGCCAGACUCUAGGGCUGUGCGCUCAUCUCACUCUAGAGGCCGGGAGCCAGCGCUGUCCGCAGACACUUCCGGGUCACGUGGCCAGCGUGACAAGCUGCAUCUGGCGAGCCAGCGCAGCACACGGAACGCCAUUUACCUUCCCACUGGUAAGCGGUCCCUAUUUAUCUACUUGCACCCGGAGGUGCUUUCGAACUGCUAGGUUGGCAGGCGCUGGGACCGAACGACGGGAGCGCACCCAUGUGAUCGGCAAGUCCUAGGCGCUGAAGUUUUACCCACAGCGCCACCCCCGUCCCUAUUAUAUUAUAUAUAUAUAUAGCUCUUAAUCUUUAACUCGGUGGUAGGUGAAAUGAUGCCUUUGUUAUCUUCCCCCUGGCACUUACGAAGCCUUUGAGUCCCAACUCUCUGCCCUUCUUGGUCUUGAGAUGGUAAGGGUGGCAACCUUUUUCUACCUUGAAAAAUACAUACAGUGGGAGGAGGAAGUUGGAAGAGUGACACUCUUUCCCACUUCCUCUUUCAGCUCUGUGUGCUUUUCAAGGCUCAAAUGAAUUCUACAGCUUUUCCAAGGGAUCUGAGUAAAGUCCAAGCGUGUGCAUGCACACAUUUUCUUCUUUUUCUGUUUCUUAGGGGGACAUGAGUAUGAAUGAAUAAAGGAAGUCAUUGGGUAUCUCUUAGUAGCAGUAUUGUGAAAAAGCACGUGGUGAGGCAGAUGUGAAAUAUGGUUUUGUUGCUUGUGGACACACCACAAUAUGCAUGUGGAUUGGUUUGUAAUCUCAACCAGUAAAGAGGUUAACUAAAUGUUUGCUUCCUUCCAAAUAGGCUGAGGCCAUAUUUCAAGAGAUGUUUCCCAGUGAGGAAUUCUGCCCACCACCCCCAAAUCCAGAAGAUAUCAUCUACGAUGGAGACGGGACUCAGCUAGAAGAUCCUGGGUUUGGUAAUCCAUCUGAGGCCAAUCCAGAGACUUUGCCUGAGAAAAGCACUGAAGAGAGUGAAAGACCCUCUGAAGAGUGAAUGGAUGGAUGGCAAGGCCAAGACUGAACUCAUUUCACCAUGGUGUCUGGGGAAGCUUGACCCAGUCCAAAGUGCAACCAACCAACCAGUUUGUCAUACACAAAAUGUAACCCCAGCAAUUCUAGCAGGACUUUACAGAGUUGCUUAAUAGCUUGAUUUGAGUUGGCACAGGAGAGUCUUGUCCAAAGCUAUGUCCUGAAACAUAACUCCAUUCUUGACCAUUUUUCCUGGAAAUACGGUUUAUCAGUUUGUAAAUAAGGCAUUCCGUCAUUCCACAGAAUUGCAGUUUUGCCAAAGUCAGCAGCAGCACAACAUAUGGAACUCAGUUUGCUCUACAGGAAGUGUGGGGGGAAAUUCCAUUAACUGAAAACAGCUUUUGGGGUAGACUAGUAGGUGCUAGGCCAGGAGUAGCCACUGUGGUUCCCUUCAGUUGUUGCAAGACUAUAGUUCCCACCAUCCCUGACCAUUAGCCAUGUUGGUUGGGGCUGAUGGAGCUGGAGCCUGAAGUCUAGAGGGAAACACACUUGCUACUCCUGCACUAGACACUGAACAUUCAGUUGUUAGUGAUCUAGCAGACGCUCACCAAAAGGAAAAGAUCCAAGUGUUUUCUGUUUGUUUGUUUGUUUGUUUGUUUGUUUUGUUUGUUUGUUUGUUUGUUUGUUUGACUGGCUGUGCAGAAUAUCACAGAAGUGGUUUUUAAGCUUUUCUGUCAUAUACUCAGUAGAAAUGCAAAAUAAAUACAUCUUUUAAUAGAUUUCUUGGAAAUGGUUGUUUGGUAGCACUUGGGUGCCAGCUCACUGGAUCACUUUCAAGAACUGAGCUGUAUUUCUCACCAUCUAUUUGUUUUUGUUUUUUUCCAAAGACAGCACAAGUUUACUUGGUUGCUGCUCAAAAGUACUGAGCCAAAAGUAUUGGUUGAAAAGUACUUCUCUGAAGCAGGGCUUGUUUUUGCAAGUGCCCUCUGAGAGACCCCAUAGCCACUAAUAUUCUUUCUUAGUUAUGCUAGAGUGGGAAUGGGAAACCUGUCAAACACAAUAUUGUUGGGCUCCCAACUCUCAUCAGCCCAAGCCAGCAUGGCCAAUCAACUGGGGUGAUGAAAGUGGCAGCCCCAACAGCAUCUAGGAGGCCACAUGUUCCUCAUCCUUGAGAGACAGUUGGAAACUGGCCUUUGUAAAUAUAUAAGACAAUCUGUCUGAGAAUCCAAUACAGGAGAAAAGGACAAGAGGUGAUUCUGUGCUGUUGAAUCUAAAAAGCCAACUAAUAAGUCAGAAUUAGUAACCAUUUGCACAGCACUUACAUUAUGCAAAAAUGUUUUACAUUCUUGUUGGUUUUUCCAGUGGUGCUAUCUUGCUAUUCCCAUUUUACAGGUGAGAGCCUGAGGCCCAGGAUGAAGCAACAGAUAUAUUUACAGUUAAUAUUUGUAAGAAGAGACAGGCUGUGGUAGACAAACUCAGGUAGCAGAGCUUAAAUUGGGUUGUGUAAAGCCCAGGUAGCAUUUCAGCUACUGUGUAGCUCACUGCACUGACGUUUUAAAAUUCAGCUCCUUAAUAAAGGCCACAAAUGCCCCUCAUGAUCAAUAUGCAGUUUGGGUGGGAGAUAGCUAGGUCAUUGGUCCGUGAUACAGCCCUUCAGUGCUUGAGCCUAUGUGAUUGCUUUGUGCCACAAAAGUAAGUUUAUUCCAUAAACAUAACAAUUACGUUCAGCACAGUAAAGCAAGAUGCAGCUAUCAAUGACACACAGCCUUUCUGUACAAAAACGGUGGCUCAAAUUCAUUUCAUUCGCUAGGUAGUUCUUGUGGCGUUUGCAAUUAAGCUGUUAUUUAUGCUGGGUAAGAGAGAGAGUCUGCCUAUUUUUCCUUCGCCAUUGCUGUUCCUAUGCAUAAAUCAGAAAGCAUGAAUGUAGCCCAAUUAUAUUUGAACGUUUACAAAUCAAUACGGGAGCCAAAAUGAGGGCUUGCUCCCAAGAGCUUUCAAGAACGAAGUUCCUACAGAAAAUUUCUUUUCUUUUUUUAAUUUGGAAAUGAACUUUAGUAUAAGAAAUUAAAGGUUUGCUUGCAAGCGUGUU